GCGCUUUGCUCGGCGUUUUCCCGCCUAAAGUGCAGAGCGCUGAGGUGGGCAAAACCGUUUCUUGUUUCUCACCUCAUGAAAUAUAGUACUCGUGUAUGGGUCACAUAAAAUAAACAGAAUUUUAUAUUUUAAAAAAUAAGGGUGGAGGGAGAGAAGACAGGCCACGAGUAUAGUGUUCCACAAAAUAAUUAAUAUAUAUUUCAAUUUAGCAGAAUUCUAUAUACCACUUCUUUUUUUAAAACAACAACAGCCACCUCACAGCAGUUAACAAAAAGAAUAAAUAAAAUUAUCAGUUUAAAAACAACUAUUUCAAGCCUUCGACGAAUAAUUAAAUUAAAUAAUAAGCUAACACUGGAACUCAAAUAACUAUUGUAAACAAACAAACAAAAAAGUUAAAAUCGACAAUAAGCUAAAAACCAGAUCAAAACAUGACAACUGUCUGGAUAGGUUUUGCCUAAACAGAAAUGUCUUUAGCAGGCAUUGAAAAGAGAACAGUGAAGGUCCGUGCCUGAUGUCAGUAGGGAACUCCAAAGUGUGGAAGUUGCUAAACUGAAAUACUGAUUUAUUACAAAUGCAGACAAAUGCAGUACUUUUGUCCAUUUACUGCAUCCCCCCCCCAUUUGAACUAUAAAAUGGUGAUUUUCUUGGGUCAAAAUGAGAGUACCCCUAAACAUUUUUUAAGAAAAAAAGCACUGGGGGUAAGUCAAUCUGGCAGGUCAACUUCAUGUGAAACAUACACAUAUACAUAGAGACAUGUACAUGUAAAUAUUUGACAUGGUGCUUUUCUAUUGUUCAAAGAACUGCAGAUAAUGUCCAAUUAAUGUCUUGUUCUUUUGAAGGGAGCUUUGUGUUAAGUUGUGGGUGAACAUAUCAGACGACACAGCGAUUCUUCAAACAGCUCUUGUUUAUUCACAAGCCAGAACAGAACUGAACUGAAGGGUUCAGCCAGCCUGCUUAUAUAGAGCGCCAGUACAACGUAACUGUAACAACUUUCUGAAACUAUCCAAUCACUGAACGUCACUUUCAAUCCCUUAUUUGCAUAUGUGGACCUGAGUGUAAACUAUCUACAGUAUCCCCCAGCUGGCCCAGGGUGAGAACUUCAGUACAUAACACUUUGAUUGCAAGCGUGAUCACUGAAGCUGUGGACCAAGGAGUGAGGUAAGAGAGCCCAUAUAUUGCUUCACUCACUUUUUGCCUCUGGCUCCACACACUACUGUCAUGCUGAAAAGGUCUCCCCGGCUUUGGUGAGAAGGAAGGGAGUGGAAAAUGGUGCUGGAAUGUCAAGUCACUCGGAAUCACAUGGGGAGAGUUCUGCAGGACCCAUGUCCUGCUCGUAGGCUUCCCUUUGAGGCAGCUAUUCUGCCACUGAGAGGAUGCUGGGCUAGAUCAGUCUGCUUUGGCCUGAAUCAGCCACUGGGCUCUUUUUAUGGUCUUAAUGCUUGGCUAUUUUUUCCUCUACAUCCAUAAACUUACCAUUUGAGGAUCCAACCUCAUGCACCUGACAAACUGGACUCCGAUGGAUCAAAAGGAGUCUUUUGAUUCCUGCUUUGCCCCCUGGAACUACCGUAUUUUUCGCUCUAUAAGACGCACCAGACCACAAGACGCACCUAGUUUUUGGAGGAGGAAAACAAGAAAAAAAAAUUCUGAAUCUCAGAAGCCAGAACAGCAAGAGGAAUCGCUGCGCAGUGAAAGCAGCAAUUCCUCUUGCUGUUCUGGCUUCUGGGAUAGCUGCGCAGCCUGCAUUUGCUCCAUAAGACGCACACACAUUUCCCUUUACCUUUUAUGAGGGAAAAAGUGAGUCUUAUACAGCAAAAAAUACGAUACUUUGUUUUGGGGGGUGCCUUUUCAAUAUUUUCCAAAUGCAAAUUCUCAAGUCACUGUUCUUCAUCUUUCAUUCUGCUUCUCCAGGUCACUGGAAGUUAAAACUCAGCACGGUGGCAAAAUUUAUCUUGCAUUCAUUGUACAUACAUGUAACAGCAGGCACGUUUGCAGUUAGGAACCCCUGUAUCAUCUGUAAAUUCAUAUGCUGUAGCAUAGGUGGUGAUAGCCUAUUAAAUACCAAUUCCGAUUCCCCCAUGCUCUCCAAAUUGAUCUUAUGCAGCAGGGAUUAAUGUCUACUCUAGCAUGGCUCUGCUGGCUGGGGCUGAUGGGAAUUGUAGUCCAAAACAUUUCAUGGACUGCAAAUUGAGGAAGGCUAACCUAUUACUUCAAACAAUGCAUCUCCCUCUAAUCCAGUGCUUCCCAUGGUGGGUGGUACCAACUUCUGGGAGGCUGUGGGAUUAUCUAGGGUGGCGCUAAGAGCCAAGGGGGCAGCAGUGGGACGCUGGAGGUGUAAAUGACUAACAGGCUUUGAAAACCUGCUAUCAUAUGUAGGGACAGGAUACCCAAAUUCUGUCUGAAAUCACCCCAGGCUUCAAUAAUCAAGCAGGCCUCAAAACUGUCCAAAACUCCUUUUGUCUUCUAAAAAUCCAAAACAGCUUUUCUCUGCUCUUACCUGCUUUUCUCACAAGAUGCUGUGGCAAAAGGCAAAAUGUUACUUUUAAAGGCUAAUGAAUAGGCUCUGUUCAUAGCAGGCCUGAGAAAUGAAUCUUAUCUCAUUCGGUUGCAACAUCUUGGACAUGCUGAACCACCAAGGCUCCUCGACCCACCCCCUCGGCUUCUCAUUCCCCCUUUCCUGGGAAGGGUGCCAAGAGUCCCAAUAGUCCCAAGACAGCUUUCUGUUCAUGCUUUCUGUUCAUGCUCAGAGGAACUCAUGGGGCAGGACUCCUGAAGGAGGAGAAAGGGGGAGGGAACUGGAAAGGGAUAUAUAUGCUUGUGCACAUGACUGUGAACUUCGUGCAUGCUUUUUGUGAACUAUCACACUUGCUCCUUCUACCAGUUCAUGGAUGGUAGAAAUAAAAAGCCUUUUCUCCGAACUAUUCCUUGAGUGUCUGUUGACUCCCACUUCCCUUUCCCGGGCACAAUAUUUUUCCCACCCGAGGGCAAAGCCUCAUAAGGCUACAGUUGGAUUGAUUCAACUAAAUAGUUUUAACUGACUUUUAUAUAAAUGUGAAAUUAAUUGUAACAGCUUUGAAUUGUAUUGUGUUAUUUUCUUCCUUAGUGGGUUGUGUAAAGUGUUAAUAUGAAUGAUGCUUUUUAUAGGGUAUGGGGCACUGGGGAUGAGUUUAUGGAACCAAGAGAACGAUGGCUUAAAAAGGAUUGGGAACCACUGCUCUAAUCCAUUGGUCUUCAGAUGGUGUGUAGGCCUAACCUAAGAUUAGCAAUGCUUUUACCAUGAAAACAUAUAUUGGAAAAUGAAUAAUUGGUUCCCUGAAUGCAUGCUUGGGCUAAAGGGUGGCUCCUUGGUCUCAAAAGGGUGAGGACUAUUGCUCUUUUCAAUGCAGGCCAGGUCACAAAUCCAAAAUACAGUACUGCAGGCAAAAAAGGGUGGGUUGCUCUUUUCGGUGUUGCUCUAUAGUAUUCAUUAACAUAAAGUUUAAACUGGUUUGAUGCUAUUUAGUUGUUUCUUAUUGUCAGGCAGACUGAGGAGGGCAAACAUGUUAUAUAAAUAAAUAAAAACCCUCUUGCUGUUCAUUAAGUGCAAUUGCAUCUCCCUAGUUAACGACUCGUUUUUCCUCCUUGUAUUCCUCCACAGUCCUCUGGGGCUUUUCAGUUUGAAAUGCUCUGCCUUAUGUAUAUAAAUGAAGGCCACCAACACAGCAGUAGGUGCAAGGAUUCUUCCUUGUUGCAAACCACAGCCAGACUGAAUUUAUUCAAAUUCUUUAAAAAAUUAACAUUUUAUCCCCAGUAAAGCUGAGUAUGUGUGUGGUGGCAGCAGGGGGUGGGGGAUAUUUCCACUCUGAACCCCUGCUGGUUUGCCUGCUGGGUGCUCUGGUGGCCCCCCCAUGAUGUUGUGCAAGAUGUUUAUGGCAUCCUUGAGAAAAUUGGUGACAUUAUAGGAAUGGGAUGAGAGUGGCAUCCUGUAGCUUCAAAUGUUCCCUUUCUGCUCCCAUCUGCCUCAUUUGCACUUCAAACCUUGGCCUGCCUGGGCUUGAAGCAGGAAGCGGCAGACAGCCACAAAAUUAUAUCCCCCUGGUUUUCACCCCCACUCGACUCCUCUGCUGUUGCAGUCCAGCUGGGCUCACAUAAAUGCUCUUGAUGAGUUCACAAAGGACUCUAUGGAACAUUUAUCCACUUCCCUGCCCCCACUGCCUGCCUAGGAUGGGGUUGCCUGUGACAGACAACCCAAAUUUCACCCCUGCUCCCCCUGCAUGUUCACAAAUAUACCCCAAUUCAAUUCUGUUUACUUCUAUUUCCAGAAAAUUGCUUCAAGCAUCACAGAACAGGGAGAUCAGAUGAAGAGGUGGCAGGUUUCACUCUUCUCUGCUGCACACUCCCUUAGCAGACUGAUAUUGCCAACACAGUGCCCAUGGGCACUAAUGUACCCACUCAUGCCUCUCCAUGGUUCCCGCAAAAAGUCUCUGUAUACAUUCCUUGUAAAAUGCACAAAGGACAAUUUGCUACUCCUGUUCAGUGGCCACCAACCCUGAUGGCUAUGUACCACCUCCACUGUUGGAGGCAGUGUGCUUCAGAAUACCAGAAAACCACAGGAGGGGGAGAACAUUGUUGCACUCAAGCCUGACUGCCUGAACUAUUCAUAGCCUUGCACCGCUAUGGUUAAAUCAGCAUGCAUCAUAGAAUAAUACCUGAAAGCCACCUCAAAAGCUAACUCUGUGCCAGCACUGGAUGUUUUAUUUUGGGGUGGGGUUUUUUUUGUAUUUGUAUUUUUUUAUUGUUAUUGCUGCUGCUUCUCCUGUUAUCUCACCUUUCCUGCAAGGAGCUCAAGGUGACACAUGGCUCUCCCCAUCCCCAUUUCAUUACAACAUGACAGAAGUUUAUAAAAUCAUGCAUGGCCUAGAGAAAGUGGAUAGAAAUUGAUGUAGGUACCACCUUUUGGUGUCCUUCUUCCUUUUCUUUCAUUCAGAUAUGACAGCCAUUUAGUGUUAAACCACACCCUUAUGGCAACCAUUUUGUGACUGACAGCCGUAGCACUUUUUCAGAAUUUACUAUGUGAUCAUCCACUGGUUGGUGACACCUAGAGUAGAUCCUACAUCCCUAUUUAGAUGUGAACAGGGCAAAAACAUGUCCAAGAGACACAUGGUUAGCCUGCCUGGGGUCACUAGCCUUACAAGAAGGAAAUGCAUGGCUGUGUAGAUACCAUCCUUUUAAAGCACAUUUGAAUCACAUUCUUUCCCUUGAAGAAUUAUGGGCACUGUAGUUUACCGCUCACAGAGUUACAAUUCCCAGCAGCAACCCUUAACAAACUGCAGUGUCUAGAAUUCUUGGAAGGAAAGUAUGUGCUUUGAAUGUGCUUUAAAGGCGUAGUCUGUAUACAGCCCUAGUUAUCCAUUCCCUCCCACACUGCAACCCAAAAGCCCGAUUCCACCCUCUCAUAAAAAGGGUUUGUCUUGGGACUGUUGCCUUGUAUGGUCUUUAUAAGCUUCUCUGAUUUUCCUGGCAUUUAUUAUUUCUGAUGCAUAUCCCUCUUUAAGUUGAGCAGCCUGUACAUCUUUUCAUUGCACUUUCAGUACAAUGUUCCCUGCCUGAAUCUGGAGAGCCAUUCCUGCCAGCCAGUGUGGACAAUACUGAGCUGCAUGGGCUACUGGUUUGAUUCAAUAACUAGGCAGAUUCCUGUGAUCCUAACAUCACAACAUUUGGGGGUCUGGAAAAACUUCUCUGUGUGGUGACUUAGACAGAAAUGUGGAAACGGAAAAAGCUGCCUUAUGCUGAAUUGUGACUUUUGGUCCAUUUAGCCUCUGUAUUGUCUACCCUGAUAGGCAGCCACUUUCCAGAGUGUCAGCCAGGGGUGUGCCCAGCCUGCCCUUGAUCCUAAAGGCAUCCUUCCUACUCCCUAACCAUAGGUUACCUAGGCUGCUUACACAAAGCCCUAGUGGGCAGUCCUAGGAAAGGGCUCCAGUAACACCCCCUAGUGACACCUUCUGUCCUCUAACUGUAUGGGCUCAGGUUGCUGCCACCCAGGCCCCCUAAUUCCCCUUCCCCAUUGAACAAAGGCGCAGCUGGGUCUCCAGCAAAGCGGGCCGCGUGAGUGCGGUCUCCCCUGUAAUCUGAUAGGACGUGUGCACAGUGCGUGGCGGUGAGCUGGGCUCUGUGCGCAGCAAAAGGAAUCUAUUUUCAGCCCAAGAGCCUGAUUAGGAGAGACACAGAAGCCAAAGCAAUGGAAUCUUCAGUGAGAGAGAGAGAGAGAGAAAUCCUUCUUCCUUCAUUUUCCCCAAGAUACCACUGUAGCUACUAUUAUAUGAUUUAUAGCGAGACAAUUAUUGCCCAUGACAGUAAGAGUUGGAUAGAUGCCAAUAUGAUGUAGAAAAAGGAAGCUUGCGGCAUUAGAUAACAAGUAAUUAAGGUUGCUGUUGUUUAUCAGACUUCUUCAACUAACAAGCACUUACCUCAAAGAAUCCUCAGAAUUACUGUUUGUUCAGGGUGAUGAGAAUUGCAGUUCUGCGAGGGGGUAAACUACAGUUCCUGGGGGAUGUAUUUUACAUUUAUUAUGCAUAUGCAGUCUUAAUCCACUUUUCUCCCAACCCCUAAUAGUGUGACUACUAUUUAUUUAGAAACCCCAUCAUGAGUGGGCUAAUGAUGUGACUAACAUCCAUUCUGGUUUGGCCCUGGGAGGUCCGUGAGCCAGGUGUGAUGGAAACAGGCAACGCUGAAGUUGGUUCCUUCUCUGUGUGCAUGUUCAAAAUGCAGCUCCAUCAGCCAGCGGUUUGCUUCAGCAGCCAUUCUUCUGGGUGGGCGAGGGACUUGAACCCACUCCCGUUUCUGUUGGACUACAACUCCCAGAAUCCUUGACCAUGCUGCAAAAAGUUCCUUACUACAAAAUGUCUGGGUUUGGGGGAGAUGAGCAACCUGCAACCUGCAUUUCUAGGUAACUUCUACAAAGAGAAGACAAAAGGGUAUAGAAAAGAGCCUCUGUACCAUAAGUGUACCUGGGCAAUUCCUGCUUGAGACACAAAUGGCGUCCCUUUGUGAUCUGGCACGGACUUGCAGGUGCCACAUAACUCUUCUUCUGAACUUGUAAGUAAAAAAUAUUUUACUGUGGCAGCACCCAGCCUUUGAGACUCCCUGCCUCUUGACAUCAGGCAGGCACCUUCUCUAUUUUCUUUUCAGCACCUAUUUAAAAUAUAUUUGCAUAGGCACCCCUAUCCAGGUAUGUAGAAUGCUGAAAUGUGUGUUAAUCUCUUUUUGCUUACUGUUGAUUUCAAUAAUCUCUUGAAUAUUUAUCAAUACCCAUUUUAAAAUGAUGUCUAUUGAGAAUUUUAAUGUGUUGUUUUUUUUGUAAACCACUUUGAGGGUUUUUUCUCCCUAUCAAGUGGUGUAUAUUGUCAGGGAACUGCCAUCGGUAGGAAGGGAGGUGAAAGGACUCAGACAGGUUGGAAGAGACUUAGCAGCUGAAGAGGAAACCAGCAGGGGGAGAGAAGCUGAACUGAGGGAGGUGAAAGGGCUCAGACAGGUUGGAAGAGACUUAGCAGCUGAAGAGGAAACCAGCAGGGGAGAGAAGCUGAACUGAGGGAAAGGGAGCUGGGGGGAUGGCUCAGAGAUACUUCCAGCGAAAACAGUGGUGAGGUUUCCGGACCUCCUGUAGCGACACCCACUCCUCGCCGGAAACUGUCACGCAGAGAGUCCAGAAGACGUGUUUCCGUUAAGGAGCUUUUAUGUUGGAAGCGAUUACGAAAGCAACCACUGUCGGAAUCUUCUAGUGACUAAGAGGAGCCAUGUCAGAGGGGCUCAGUCACAGACAGAGGUUUGUGGACUUGAACAAACUCUGAGGGAAUACGAUUUUAUGCACAAGCAGCUCAUAAUCCCAUCACAUAUAUAUAUUGCCAUGAAUUUUCUAAAAUAUACAAUUGUUAGCUCCUGUGGAGAACUCCCAUCCAUCUUAAUUCCCACUAGUUUACCUGGAAAGGAGUGGGGAGGUGGUCACCUGAGAAGGGAUUUUGAUUACUUUCCUGUGAAGUGUUCACUCAUCAUCACCACUCAGUGAGGCAGAGGCAGAAUGCCAAACAUCUCAGGCCUCCCAAAGUACUUAACACCACUUAACUCCUGGGAUAAGAGCAGAAAUGGGGAGGGGGAGGGAAAGAGGAACUGGCACGUAGCUCCCACCUAGCAGGUGGUGAAGCAGGAAAGCAGAUCUGCUGCCAACAAGUAGGCUAGUUAGGAAUACAUCUCACAAGAUGGAAGAAAAAGGGAUUGAGGCAAUAUAUGCCAGGGUGACAGAUUCCCAAUUCACACACAGGAUGGAUCUGUGAUAGUUCCUACACUGUCCAAGCAAGUGGCAAUCUUGAAAUGAAGCUUAAGUCCUCAAAAUACAGGAAGUUGCCUUGUACUGAGUCAGACCCUUGGUCUAUCUAGUUCAGUAUUGUCCACGUGGACUGGCAUCAGCUAUCCAGCAUUUCAGGCAGGGAAUAUUCCCUGGCCCUACUUGGAGAUGCUGGUGGGGAUUAAACCUGGGACCUUCUGUAUGCAAAGCAGCUGCUUUUCUACUAAGCUAUUACUCUUCCUCAGACUGUUAAAGAUGCAGCUGUUUUCAUCGCAUUUUCCUCCUAAACAAAUAUGUUUAAUACUUUUUUUCUGAAAGCCUUAUCCUCUUGUGGUGGUGAGUUCCAUCAGUUAAUUAAGCAUUCUAUGAAGAAACUUUUCUCAACCCUUCAUGACACAUUGCACCUGCCCAAAUUCCUUCUUCUACACAACUGUUCAGGUGCCCUCUUACCAUCCUUCACAAUCAAUUGCCUUGCCUUGCACAGGAUUUGUUUUAACUGGAGUGGAAGGGAGCGGUUGAGGCUGAAGCACAAAUAAUGCACAGAUUAUUGCCAUUUCUUCCAGACUCCCAGUAAAUGGCAACGGUCUGUUGUAUUAAAUAUAUGAAUCUCCCUUUCUACAAGUCUCAAGGGAAUUUACACUCAUACAAUAAAAACAAUUAAAAAUGAGUUUAAAACAAUAGAAAAAGACAACUAAGGAUUUUAAAAGCUAAUAAAAACCAAAGCAAAGACCCCAAAAGAACAAAUAAAAUCUCCAAAGCUUAUAAAACUGGAAAAGCUUAUUGAAACAUAAAUGUCUUCAAUUCUUUCUGAAAAAAACAGGUGAAAAAAGUACUAAGGAAGGGGUAAAAAAUGUCUGGAGAGACCAUCCUGAGUCAGUUGCACUUCAGUUGGCCUUCAUAGAACAGAACGGAAGCCUAGCUGCUGAAUCGGGCCAAAGGGGGCCCAUCUAGUCCAGCCAUUCCCUCUGCCCAAUUUAUUUUCAAGCCCUCCAAGUUGGUGGACAUUGCUUCAUCUUGUGGGAGUGAAGCCUACAGUUUUAGCUAUGUGCCGUGUAAUAGAAUCAUAGAACUGUAAAUUGCUUUCUUUUGUUCAUCUGGAAUCUUCCAACAUUCAGAUUCAUUGGAUGACCCCAUUAGGUUCUAGGGAGAGAAAAAGCUCUCUGUAGAAAUGCAUAAGGGAAGCAAGACCAUCUCAGAACAGUUCUCCUUCAGCCAGAUUAAGACCGAGUCUUAUCCGUGGAGCAGAGUGUUGUAACUACUCUCCUGGGAUCCUUUGAAACCCUUUCUUUCUGUCUGCGACCAUCUAUAUUCUGCCCUGCGGGGAUUUUCUCAGUGCUCCUGUUUGCACUGCUAGAUGUGACCUUUUCAUGCAGCAUAUAUCACAAAUCAUAACAUCCACACUUUGUUCCAUGUUUUCACAAAGCCUGUGGUCCUUUUAGCAAAUGCCAACAGUACCACAGUUAUUUGGUUGAGGACGCUGGUGGGAGAAUGAGAUUGGGACAAAAUCUGCUAGGUGCAUAAGGCAUGCCCCUGGGAGGAAGGCAGUGCAAACAGAAUACAAACGGAGGAGCAUCUUUCUGGCAACACCUGCACAUGAUACCAUCACCUGGUCAGCCAAAGUGUGGUCAAAUUGGCUGUUGUCGUUGCUGGCGUUUACAUAAGUCUUUGUGAUUAUGGGAAGGCAACCAAUAUCCUUUCUGCAUGGCUGUUCCACCAAAAGCAUAUUUUUUCAUCCUAAAAUAACCUCGACUGAACACACAAAACAAUCUGGCUAAAAUUAAAACAGCCAUUUGAAGCCUCCGUCUGCUGUUGCCUGAAGCUUUUUUGUCAUCCUCCCCACCACCCCCUUUCCUCAUUCUCCAAGGUCACUGAAACAGAAAUGAACAUCCGCAUUUGGGCACAUUGUCCUGGAGCCUAAUGGACUAAGAAGGAUUCCAUGUGAGCCCCUGCGGCCCUGUCACCCCACACACUUGCUUUGUCUCAGACCCAUGGCCUCAAACAAACCCCAUCUCUGACCCUUGUCGCUAAAGAUAAAAGCCUUUUUCUAGAGUUCUCAUUCAACCUCUAGCCUUACAAGCCAGGUGCUAAUUAGAUAAUUCAAAAAUCUGCAUUUUUCAAAGCCAUUUUGUACACGCACACACGCACGCACGAACAUCCCAGCCCUCUGGAUUCCCCUUCUGAAAGAGCAUCUGUUCCUUCUGCUCAGUGGACCGGUGGGUGGGUGGGGGCACACACACGAUAAGCCCGUCAUCCCAUCUGCUUAAAAAGGUCCACAGAUGUAACUGAACUCUCCAGUGCUUUCGGUCACAUGGGUAGCAUUCAGAGCCUGAGGUCAUAGGACGAAAUUCCACUUGGGUCCUGUUCUGUGUUCUUAGCAUGGUUGAUGUUUAGUUGAGCCACUUGCAUGCAGCAGCUGGCCUGGCCUAGCUGGGACUCAGUCAUGCUUUGUGCAAAAAAAGAGGAACGUAUUUGCACAAAAAAUGGCAUGUGUACAUUUAUAUGUGCAGGUGGAAAUUUAGAAACAAUUGCUGUAAUUUAAAAGUGAAAAAUAAAAAGUUCUGUAGACUUCACAAACCUGAAAAUGCCUUUGAGAUAGAAAGGUGCCAUAGACUGAGUCAGACCAUUGGUCCACCUAGCUCAGUACUGCCUACACUGACUGGCAGAGACUCUUCAGAGUUUCAGAGAGGAGCCAUUCCCAGCCCUACCUGGAGAUGUCCUCUGGGAUUGAACCUGGGACCUUCUGCACACAAGACGGAUGCUCUACUACUGAGCUACGGCCCUUUCCUAUCCUUCUCAAAGCCAUUGGUCCAUAAAUCUAUUAUUCACACAGCUCAGAGGGAUAUGGCAGGAAGACAGGCAGCCUGGCAUGACCUUAUCUAAUCCAUUCCUCCCAACAUGGGCUUCCAGCAGGGCAGAAGUAACCUUUGGAGAGAUGAAGCACAGUAGCUGCGGAUUGGCUCCAUACUGGGCUGAGGCUCUGAUUGGUAGCCAGAGGGCCCUCAGCUUGUGCUGGUGUCAGCUUAGUGCCCAAAAGAUGCCAAUCACUGACAAGCCAGGGUGCACAAAUCUAAAAUGUGUGUUUGAGCAACCUCGACAAAGACCUAGCCAUCUGUCUCUUCCAGCCUCAAUCAAAUCCCAGCCAUUACAUACCACCAACAAACUAGAGGUUUUUUUGGGGGUGGGGUUAGACUGCAAAGGGGAUGCAGCUAACAAGUAUUGGUUGAAAGGGGGGGGGGAACCCACACACCCACCUUUUCAUUCUGCCUCUGAGUCGAUUUGGCAGUUCAGGAUUUGCACAUUAGAACCCAUUCGGAAUCUGGUUCAGAGGGAGGAAAUGUAUUGAAGGAGCAUCCUCUAAAAUUAGGCCAAAGAAGACAUUGAGCCUCAGAGGCACCCAAUCCACUUUGGGGGGGUGGGAGGUUUGCUUUAAAAAAUAUGUUUAAUAUUCUCGGCUCUUUCAAGACAUGUUUGCACUUGAGUCAAAGGAGCUGGAAAGAGCUGUCACUUUUUCUAAGUCAGCUCUUCAUCCAGGAAAAAGCAAUGGCAUCGGACAAAGAAAUAUAUAUUUUAUUUUUAAAAACCCCAAAUCUAUCUUGUAGCCUUCGGUUGAUGGACUCCACCAGCAGCCCUAGAGGGAUGGGAGCUUGCAAUGGCAUCAAGGAUGAUUUGUGCUUGCUACCGGCAGGUCACACGCUAAGGCUGCUGGGCCCCUUGAGGAGCUGGAUGUAGUUCAUCACUCUAGUACUUAACUCAGGCACUGGACUGGAGGUGCCGACCUGCUGCCCCUUGGAUGGCACCCUCUAGAAUAGCUGGCUCUGCAUCCAAGCAGUUGAUGUUAUAUCGCAUGAACUCCUGAUACCCAACCAAUGGGGAUGCCCUAGAAGCGAGCACUGCGUUCCUUCUUGGAAUGAACCCAGCUAUUUUAAUGGGAGAUGAUUUGGGCCCUGUGUUCUCCAACAUCUUCUAGGUUGCCUGAAGCACAAGUUCUGUCUUCUGCUUCCGACACUAUCUGCACUGUCUGGGUUUACCUUCUAUCCGCCUCAAAACAUCCCCCUUUCCUGCUGUAUUUCCCCCCCUGCCCAUCAUGUGCUGAUAACCAGAGAUGUCAUUCUGGCAUUAGAGAAGCCAAAGAAUCAUUUUCUUUGUUCACUUUAAAUCAGUUGUAUGUCCCAGCACUCCCAAACCGAGUGCCUUUCAGAGGUUUUAGACCGGGGAGAACACCUUUAGAUGGGGAGAACACCUUGGCUCAAUUCACAUUUAGAUGUGACUCUAUCAAAUUUACACUUAAAUCCACAUUUCUCCGAAUUUUGAGAGGCAGUUCUCCAACCAAAUUCCUACACCUGCAAUUCCUGCUGUGAUUCCUGCAUUCCAGGGGACUUGACUAGGUGGCCCUUUGGAUUCUUCCAGCUCUACAAUUCCUUGAUUCUGUGAUUCGAUUAAUGUAUACAAAAAUGCAUAUAUCAGAGAGGAAGUGUGCAAGAGAGAGAGCAUAUAGGUUGUAGACUUAUAAGAAAGGACACGUAAGUUGCUUUAAACUGUUAUUAAUAUUGUGUUUUAAUGUUGCAGCCUGCCUUGGGACCUUCGGGUGAAUGGUGGGUGAUAAGAAUAAAAAUAAAAAAUGUAUUGGUGAAAAUAGAACACACAAAAAUGUGUGUAUUAGGAGAAACUUGCACUAAAAUGCUGUUGAAUCAUUGUGAAGACUUUUUAAAAAUAAUAAUUGCAAACUGAUAUAGAAAUGUUAAAAACAAAACUUGAAAAUGAGAUAUUGGAGUGAAACUGACAAUUUCACCCAUCCCUAACUAUAAUUCCCAUCAGCCCAAGCCAACAUAGACUGCUCCCAUAGCACACUAUCAUUUCUGGGAUGCUAUUGCCCUCCUGCCUCUGAUGUGGGGCAGGAUAUGGCCUCCAUCUAGAUGGGUUGCAUAGAAGAGCAAAGGGAGUCACACCAGAGUCCUUGCAGCAUCCUGGUGCUCUCUCCAUUCCCCCCAUUUGGUAAAGUUGGCCAUUUUGGAAGUAAAUAAGGUAAAGGUAAAGAUAAAUGUGAAUAUCUAGCAGAGGCAGGGAAUCUCUCUUAUGUGCAGCCUUGCAGGGGUCGCAUGCCAGAGGUAGGUGUGACCAGAAGCAAAAGUGGGAGGGGCAAGGGAUGUGAUUAUUACCUUCUGUACAGAUAGGUAAGAGUAAAGGACCCCUGACAGUUAAGUCCAGUUGCAGACGACUCUGGGAUGCGGCGCUCAUCUCACUUUACAGGCCAAGGGAGCUGGUGCUUGUCCACAGACAGUUUUUCCAGGUCAUGUGGUCAGCAUGACUAAGCUGCUUCUGGCGCAAUGGAACACCGAAACCAGAGCAGUGCACGGAAACACUGUUUACCUUCCCGCUGGAGCGGUCCCACCAGAGCGGUACCUAUUUAUCUACUUGCACUUUUUGGUGUGCUUUUGAACUGCUAGGUUGGCAGGAGCAACGGGAGCUCACCUCGUCACGGGGAUUCGAACCACCGACCUUCUGAUUGGCAGGCCCAAGAGGCUCAGUGGUUUAGACCACAGCGCCACCCUUGUCUCUGGCCACCCGCGUCCCUGAUAUGUUCCCAAUAAAGUCAGUUUUCUAUACCUCCCACCCUCAUCUCUCCAUCUUCCAUCCAGACAAGCAGGAGGCAUAUCAGAGUUCAAGGAUGCACUCCAAUGACAAAAACACUUGAGAAUGCCAGAGCAGGGCCAGUGAGAAGUGUUGCUUGGGGACACUUCAAGGGUCAGAUAGAAAGGCCUGGAGGGGUACAUUAGGUCCAUGGGCCUAAGGUUCCCCACCCCAGGCCCAGAUAUAAAUGUUGGAAUAAGCAUUGCUCUGGAUAUCUAGUAACAACUUGCACUCUUUCCCCUGGCUGAUGAUGUUAUAACACCAUUACUUCCCAAAUCCAGUCUGAUGUGCUCUUUCCUAUGACUCAUAAGCUUCUCUUCUUAAUAGCAAUCAACCUCUUCACGGUUUUUCAUCCGGGGGGAGAGAGGAUUAUCAAACUUUCUAAGUAGCUGAAGUAAUUUUGCCUUGAGCCUUUGGUCUCCAGAAAAGCACUUGUGCCUAAUUACCCCAAAAUGGGACACCUUGUCUGUCAUGUCUUCUAGUCAGCUCAAGGAUGUAAGGCCGCCCUGUCAGAAGCUUCUGCGCCUCUCAGGACACACUAAUCCUCCUCCUCUUCCUGGCGCACUAAGGUUCCUGCAUAAGUAACGGCAAGAGUGCCUUUCAGCCUUGCUUUUGCAUAAUUCCCACAAUGCAAAGCAGAUUUGUUUCCCAAAAUCAUUAAUAAGCAAUAAGGAAGGGACAUUAUAUAAGCUGUGCACUUGCUUUUCCCCCCUUGCUUUUUUUUUUGUUAAAAAAAAGAAACCUCAAUUCAAGUCCCUGCACAGCUAAGAUGAAAGAAAAUGCUGUCCAGGGAGGGACAGAGAAGAAGCAGAUGAAGGAUUAAGCUAAAUGCCACCAUGGCUGAAUUUGCAUUUGAUGCUUGGAUAAUACAACAAAGGGCACAUCAAAAUUCCCAGCAGGGAGGCCGGUAGGAAGGAGCCUGCAUGGUGGUGGUGCAGAGACAGACUUGUGCCAAUUUGGCUAUAGAGCAGGGGUAGCCACCAGGGUGACCUCCAGAUGUUGAUGGACAGUAGCUAUGUACAUUUUACCAACUUAAACCACAGCUAGGCUGUUCCUUUGCUGCUCGUUUGCUGGGGAAAUGCAUCAAAACAUAGUAUUCCAUAAGAAAUGGCAAGAUGGAUCUAUAUUGUUGCUAAUGUGGUGUCUAUACCAUUUCCCAAACCAACGGUGGGAGUGCACUAGAUGCAGCGUUAAUGUGAGUCUGUAUACAGCCUAAUGCUCCCACCAGCAUGGUCAUGCUGGAGUAGAAAUAACACUGGUCUGGUAGGAGCUAUACAUCUGUCCAACACAUCUGGAGGGUGCCAGGUUGGCAAAGGCUCAGUUAGAGAGUGGUGUGCCGCCACCAAUUCCUGUUACCACAUUCCACUGCAUUGCCUUUUGGUGUGGUGGCCAAUGUAAUAAUGUAGCACCACAUUGUUGUGAUACAGUGUGCCUCUGGCCAGAGCAGCUGUCUUUUAAACCCCGCCACCACCAACAAAAAUAUUACAGUUGCUGGUGCAGUGGCUGAAAGGAUUUCAGCAUCGUGUAUGUGCUGCCAUUUCAUAACAUUGCCAGCUGAAACCCUUUUUUGGACAGACAGAGGUAAUCAGAGUCGCCUGUCAUAUGGCAACCCGUCCAGGCUAGAUUGCUGUAAUGGCUGUCCUUGAUGAUUGCCCAGAAACUGCCACAAUUGCUGAACUGGGACAGGUCUUUGGGACCACCAUGCCACUUACAGAGCUCCAUUGGUGACUCCUGGUCAGUUUCCAAGCACAUUUUAAACUAUCGGUGCUUACUUUUGAAGACCUUUACAGUUUGUUUGUUUGUUUGUUUGUUUGUUUGUUUAUGCACCACUUACAUGCCCAAAUGCCAUCUAAGACCACUGUAGCUCAGUAUUCUCAAACAAUGCCUGGCAGCAGGGUUUCAGGACACUCCCAGCCCAACCUGGGUUUCAGUAGGAAAGGCCUGAUUGCUUCCCAUUUCAAUCUCACCAGCACUCGAUGGUAGCUCCUUGUUUAGUUCAGACUUUUUGAAAGGUUGCAGAAAUAUUCUGCAUUUAAAUUGUACAUACCUUGUCCCUGCCCCUAACAUAAAAGAUGCACUUUAAAAAAUAUUAAAUGCACAAUCUGCAGUGCUUUUCAGCAUAUCCAUCAUUAAAGUAAAUGUUUGCAUGCAUCUCUUAUGUAAUCUGUUUUUGUGCACCAGAAUGUCUCCAGGGUUUCAGGCAAGGCGCAUUCCCAGCCUUACAUGAAGAUACUAUUGGGGAUUGAAUCUGGGACCUUCUGCAUGCAGAUCAGAUGCUCAGCCUCUGAGCUAUGGUCCUUCCCUUAAAAACAAAGUAAGAUUCUAGCACUCAAGCUUCUGAAUAAAGGGAUGAUUUAAAUAGGAAGCUGUCUUAUACACAGAGCAGAAGUGGCUCUCCAGGAUUUCAAGCCUGGAGUCGCUCCCAGGCAUUCCUGAAGGUGCUGGGGAUUGAACACGGGACCUUCUGCAUGUAAAGCAGAAGCUCCACCACCAAGCUAUGGCCCUUUCCCCAUAGAUGUUGGAAAGAUAGGGCGAUCCCUUCCUGUGGGUCAGCAACUGGGUGCAAAGGAGCAAGACCUGCUAGCGUUCUGAAUGAAUGACAGCCAUGGCAAGUAGCAUUAAUGGGCCGCUGGCUUGUUCCUAAAUGGAAGAUAUGGGGGAAGGGAGUCACCUGUCAAGACUAAUUUCCCUCCUAGUUUGCAGCAGCCCAGUGGGAUGAGCAUUUCCUUGCUAUUUUGCUCUCCCUCACAUGUCUGAGCAUGAGGAGGCCGCUAGGGAGGAGGAGGAGGAGGAGCAGGCAGCAGCAGCAUAGAGGCUCUGGGGGCCAUCAGGAAUAGGAGGGCAAUUUAGCAAAAUGAUUAAAUUACUGCAAACAUUUAUUAAUAGUACCACCACUGCCACCCCCAGCUUCAGUUUCUCUCGGCUGCUCUUUGUCAGGGAGGGGGCAGCUCACACAUAAGAGCAUAAUAGGAGCCUGCUGAAUCAGGCCAAUGAUCCAUCUGGUUUGGUAUCCUGUUCUCACAGUGGCCAACCAGAUGCCUGCAGGAAACCCGCAAACGGGACCUGAGCACAAGAACUCUCUCCCUUCCUGUGGUUUCCAGCAACUGGUAUUCAGAAGAUUUACUGCAUCUGACUAGGCAUGCUAGCUGAAUGCUAUUCACACUGGAAACUGGAAGUUCCAUUUAAAAUGGGGUGGGAAUGUCAUGCAAAGUAAGAGAUCCAAUCACAGGGAGCACAAACUCCCAUCAAAUCCUGCCAACUCCAAAGCCUGGGUGAAUUGUGUUUAGGUCUCAAUUCCUUGGUUGAAAAAUGUGGGAGUCAGUCUCAAACCCCCAAAUUCAGACAGAUUCCAGGUCCUUUGCAACCUCCUAUAGGUGGCAAUUGGACCUCAUUCCAGAGCUCACUUUGGAACUGAGUAUUUUCUACACUGACUCCAAGGCAGGGGGCAUUCCCAGUUCUAUCUGAAGAUGCUACCAGGGAUUGAACCUGGGACCUUAUAUGUGCAAAGUGGAUGCUCUUCUCCUGAGCUGCAACCCUUCCAGUAAUCUGGGUUCCCUCAGGCCCCUUUAGUUGUUUACACACUUUAGCACUGGGGCAUUGCUUUGCCACAAUAGCUGGGAAUGGAAUUGCAAUAGAAAUUCCAAAGACACAGAAGUUUAAUGUCAUGCCAUAAUGCAGCAGCAGCAGCAGCAGCAGCAGCAGCGAUGCCUUUCCCUGUGGCCACAUCCUCUUAUAGCGUUUACUUAUAGAUAAAACCUGUUUAGCAAAGGUCCAGGGCAACUUUAAUUAAAAGCUUGUUGUUUGCAGGUUCUGUCUGUUUUAUUUCUCCCUAUUUAUCCCUGCUAGGGGGUUAGUGAUUAUUUGCUCCCCUGGAACAGCCUCUCUCUCAGAAUUGUCCCCAAUGUCAGUUUGUGUUCCUGCAUGUGAGGAGGUUUUAAUGAAAUAGUCACUUUUCAUAUUGAAAUUGUGCUUUAAAAAGAAAAGAAAAGAAAUGGGAGGAAAUAAAUAAUUAAAGCCUUCUUACACACAGGAAGAGAAACUGAAGCUAAGGCAAUUCAGAGAGAGGUAGUUCCAGCAGGCAAUUCAUAAGCUGUUUACUUGCAAUCACACUGAUGUUCUCAGUAAGAAGCAAGUAGGAUAAUUUUAUUUGAAGGCCCUGAAAAGCCUCAAAACGUUUUGUGCAGCUGGGAUGUUUUUGCCAAUUUGGACUGUGUGAAAUGUGAUAAUGCCUCUUGCUUGCAUGGAUGAAGAACAGAGGUGUGUGAGAGUGUCUUUAGAAUUUUUCAUUCUGUAAAAAGGUAAGAAUUGCAUCCAUUGCUCCACCCACUUUUGCCUCUGGCCCUGCCCACCACUGGCAUGUGGCCCCCAGAAGGUUGCCCAGAAAGCAAUGUGGCCCUCAAGCUGAAAAAGGUUCCGUACCCUGACCUAAAACCUUCUACAACCAAUGUCAUGAAUAUAUUUUGAAUCCAUUUUGGGUUUCACCCCAAGAAUUUGUGGACAGAGGGUGUCUUAUUAAUGGAGCUUCCCCCCCCCACACACACCUUGUUGGGCCAGGCCACUGCUAUUGGGAGAAGAGCCAUAUUUUUGGCCCAGUGGUUUGGGGAGCGCCACGGAGUUGGCAAAACUGACUCAUUCUAUCUCAACGGCUCAUUUGGGAGCUGCAGGAAGAAUCUAUUUAUAAUCAGGCCUUUCAGGUUUGAUUCUUAAAAAGAAGAAGAAGGGCAGCUUCCGGUCCCACCUGCCUUAAUGGAGGCAGCCCCCACGAAAGCGGGGGAUUGUUGGUGAACAAAAACAAGGAUGACAGAGGGUAAAUCAUCCUUGCAAAUUCCCUCCAGGGACAGGAGAAAUGGGCUUCACUCGCAACAGACCAGUAAAAAGAGAUUGAGAGUUGUGUGUGCUAUUGGCGGAAUGUAAUCUAAGAUAAAGUUUAAUUGGGCCAUAAAUCUCUUGUUGGAAGGAAAAGAAUUUUGGGGCUGUGAUAAGAACGCUGCAGAGAUUCUGGGAGCUGGAAAGGAGUAUUAAAUCUUCAGUGCGUUCGAAAACUGCCCACCUUUUUCUAGGCUGAGGGAAGAUCUGUGACAUAUUUUACUAGUGAGACAGAAUGGUUUCUAGCAGACUGUCACCUGUUCUGAGACACCGAAGCAAGGGACGGAGAGAUAAGACCUCUGAGAAACUUUGAGAUUCAUUUCUGCCCCAAGCCACGAUGGGAGAAAACAGCAGCUGGGAAGUGAAAGAGACAACACCAUAUAUGGACAGUAGGAAUCUCCAUGGAUAUAACAGUUUUCACAUACAGGGCAGAAUAAAGAUAAUAGUUUGAGUUCCUCACUUAAAGUUUUAUAAAUUUAUAUAUUGUAACAUCACUAAUGGAAAUCAUUAAUUAUGUAGCUGUUGACUAAGGGAUUAUUAUUAUAACUGAUAUGUAACUGACAUUAAUUAAGAUGAUGGAACACAGUGAUAUAAGAUCAGAAAUGCACCCAAACCAUCAUGUGGGGAGCCACUUUAACAAAAAUGCAUUAAUUGGAAGUUGACUGGCACUUUGAUAAUUGUAUAAUUUGGGAAUUAAUUGCACUGGUCAACAACAAAUUUGUUGUCUGCGUUUUUUCAGUUGAUUUAGGACAAAUCUGAUGCGCUGAAUCCAAAAAUCACAUUGGUUUUGCUCAAUCAGGUCAAGUUUUUGAGUUAUGGCCACAUGUCCUUUUUUUACAUUUUUGUUCACAUGUACGCUUGUGUGGAGCAUUUUAGAAGAAGUUGGUGGGGGUAAAAUGCCAUGUCGAAUAAUUGUUUUGAUUGGAAAUGAUUAUUUUAAUGACAAGAAGUAUUCAGGUCUGAUAGGUCUGGGUGAUUAUGUCGAAAAGGGAUCAGUUUGAAGUCAUAAAACAUCGAAAUCUUCCAUAAAUUGGUGCUGCAAAGCAUAAAGUUGGGGGAUCAAAACUAAGUUAAUGGGGCAGCCGCCCCACAAAGUGUAUAGGAAACUCCACCCAUGUAUGCGCCAACUUAUGGCAUCCAGAUUGAAGGAAAAAAACCUCCUCUCUGACAGUGCUCGCAUCAGCUUCUUCCGCAACAGGCGUCAAGAGUACCUCCGUUUUUUCUCGGGAGAGAAGUACUUGGUGUACUGUGCAGAUAUUGCGCAGCUUCUGCUCAAGCUUGGAGUGCCACAGUAUGAACCCAAAGAUUGGAGACUGUUCAUUGACAGCAGCAAGCGAUCACUGAAAUGUGUUCUGCUACACAACUGCAACCAGUUUGCCUCUAUACCCCUGGCUCACUCGAGUACACUGAAGGAGAACUAUGAAGCAGUAAAGUAUGUGCUGGAGAAAAUUGGUUAUGAUCAGCAUAAGUGGUUUAUUUGUGUUGACCUGAAGAUGGUGAACUUUUUGUUGGGACAACAGUCUGGCUUCACCAAGUACCCAUGUUUUCUGUGCAUGUGGGAUAGUAGGGACCGUGCUCAGCAUUACAUGAAGAAGGACUGGCCUGUGCGGGAGGAAUUGGUGCCUUGCAGAAAAAGGAACGUCAUCAACGACCCUCUGGUGGACAGAGACAGAAUACUCUUCCCACCGCUGCACAUCAAGCUCGGCUUAAUCAAGCAGUACACCAAGGCUCUGGACAAGGAUGGUGACUGCUUCACUUACUUGUGCCAGGCUUUUCCAGGAUUGACCAUGGAGAAGUUGAAAGCUGGCAUCUUUGACGGUCCUCAGAUCCGUCAGCUCAUCAGAGAUCCAGAGUUCAGAAACUCAAUGAACGAAGUGGAACUGGAAGCAUGGAAGGCAUUUGUUCUGGUAGUGAAGAACUUUCUUGGCAACAAUAAGGCCAGAAACUACGCAGAACUUGUCAACAACAAGCUGACUGCUUUCAGAAACUUGGGCUGCAACAUGAGCAUCAAGAUGCACUACCUAUUUUCACAUAUGGACCGGUUUCCUGAGAACCUGGGUUCAAUGAGUGACGAGCAGGGGGGGAGAUUCCAUCAGGUCAUGAAAGAGAUGGAGACCAGGUAUCAGGGUUGCUGGGACACAGUCAUGAUGGCUGACUACUGUUGGACUCUGAAGAGAGACCUCCCUGCCACUGAGCAUUCCUGGAGUUCCAAGAAACAGAAGUUCAAGCCCUGAAGUUUGAAAAAUGGUGAAGCAACAUGCAAUUUACGUGUACUUACCUUUAUCAAUGCCCACCAUUCAGUUUGCAGUAAACCUGACCUGAUGGAGAGAAACAGAUGCCAUUUCCUGAUUCAGCAGUGCAAAAAUACCCUAAAUCAGUUGUAGAAAUCUAGACAACAUUCAAAAAGUAAAAAAUUGUUGCCCAGUGUUGUUAUUGUUAUAAUUUGGCUAUUAUUGGGGGGUAUAUUUGAAAACUAAAUUAUAAAAAAAGAAGACGAAGGGGUGUCUUCAACUCCAGAAGAUUUGUUUUGCAGCCAAAAAUAAUAAGAAGGUGGAAUAUUCAGCCCCUUCACCAUACCGGAAGGGCAAACAUACAGCCAACUCAGUGUCAGUUCCCACCCAUUCCACCCUGGCAAUAUGAGGAAUAAUAAUUCUGGGUUAAUUUACUGGGGCUUGACUAGCCUUUGGGCCUCCAUAUGUUGCUACACUACAACUCUCAUCAUCCCUGACCAUUGACUGUGCUGGCUGGGGCUGAUGGGAGUUGAAGUCCAAAGAAUUCUUUGAGGGCCACCCCUCUUGUAAAGGAGCACAGCCAGAUAACACAUGUGAAGUCCUUUGAACACUUGAAAGCCCUGUACAAAUGCUAAGUAAUGUUAGUUUGUUUUCAAUCAAAGAUCAAACAAAAGAGCAAGGCAUCUGCAUGUAUUCUUGUAACAGGAACUUCUGUCCUUGAAUCCUUUGCGCAUAAAAUGAUUGUCUACUUGAGGAAGCAACUAUUUAGCUAUGAUCUCACAGUGCUUGUGUUCCUCUGGGCAAUCUGCUCCCUUGUCCCCUCCAUCCUUCUUCUCUAAUGCCUCCUAGAUUCAGAAGCAAGAACAGGAGGAGGCUAUCUCAGCAUCUGGCCAUCAGCACACUUUAUGACAGCAGAUUCCUUAAAUUAAUUAAGCAUUGUGUGAAGGAGGGCUCCCUUUUGUUACUUGGGAACAUCUUGCCAGUCAGCUGGAUGACUCAUCCAAGCAGGACCCACUAAAGGUUUUUAUUUUCUUUUUUAGAUACCCUGAGCAAAUUAUAAUCUUUCCUCCCUCCUAUCUUAUCCUAUGCUAAUGAGCAGGAUGAUAGCAGCUGAUCAAGAGUUGCCUGCGAUGUGAUUGUCACAAUUCCAUUUAUGUUAUCCCUUGCUUCUUCACCUCCUCUUUGAAUUGCAUCAGUGUGCCAGGUGGCAAGUGGAGAUGAGGCCAGGAAAACUCUUCUCAGUCCAGUCCCCUGGAAUUCUAGGUUUCACCCACAAGCUGUCAUCAUGAUGCCCCAGGGUACCACCUCUAAAUGUACAGGCAGUGCUUGUCUGCAGGGUAUUUUCCAGACAGCAGAGGCAGGCCCCAGAAAUCUUGGCACACAGGCAGCUCCCUAACUUACCUGAGUGCUAUGUAAUGUUCAUAGGAAUAUAUUGCCUACUGAAGGAAUGCAGGAGGAGAUCCUGAUCGGUUUUCUAUUCACGCUUCACACCUGCAACUCUAAGAGCACUUCCAGGCUUGUUUAUUGGGCACUCAUCCUGAUUGGUUUGCAGGUAAAAUAGGCUAGCCUGACUACAUUAUGAGCAUUCAUUCAGAUUUGUUUGCAGAGGGAUUAGGGGGUCACAUCCACACCCUAGAUUUUAUGCACAAGGCUUCCCUAAAAUAAUAUUGGGAACUGUAGUUUACUCUUCCUGGAGUAGCAAUUAGCAGCACCCUUGAAAAACUACAGUUCUCAUGAUUCUUUGGUGGGGGGAGCCAUGUGUUUUACAUGUAAGGUGUGUGAUUGCAUCAAAACAAGUGUUACUUUAUACUUUCCAGGGUAUUUUCUCAUCACUCUCUUUGGCACAAAAAGGGAUGUUUUUACUAAGAAAGCAAGUUUGUUGUGCAAGGGCUCCCAACAAACUGAUUUGUCCAGUAUGUCCAGUAUGGUGGCAGCCUGGGAGCACCCUGAGCUAGUUGAAGCAUGCUCUGAUUUUGUGUAAGGCAGCCUCCUGUGAUAUCACUAUGAUGCUCCUUUCAUUCCUCUUUGGUAGUCAGUUGCAGGGAAAAAAUCCCCAAAGAUGGUGUCUUGUCUAUUUGCCCCACUCAGCUGCCCAAACUCCACUGUCUCACUUUGCCUCAUGAUACGACGUCCUCAGAAAAUGCCUGAAGUUGCCUUCAGAAAAUGCCUCAGUGUGAAGCCCAUAAGCAGGACCUGAGUGCAAUAGCAGCAUUCUCUCUCCCUGUGAUUCCCAGAAUCUGGAAUUCAGAGGUGUUCACUGAUGGUGGAAGUAGAACCUAGCCAUUGAUAACCUCCUCCUCCUCCAUGAGUUUGUCUAAUCCUCUUUUAAAGCCAGUCAUGUUGGUUGCCAUCACUACGUUUGCUUUUUCAUUCCUCUCUUUGGGGGUCUAGAGGUGGGGGGAGGAUUUGCAGCCUACCCAAUUUGCACUUCUUAAACCAAUACAAGAACCAAAAUGUACUUCUCAUUGCGGUUCUGCAACCCCCAAAAAUAAUGAUGCAUACCAGACUGCAGAUGUCUGGGGCAAAUGGAGAUAAAACUACAUUUACCCAUGAAAACAACUUUCAAAUGCAUUAAGUGAGAGAGAAUGGACAGAUUUGUCCAUUCCACUUGUGGAUGCAUUGAGGUUCAUGCCAACCGUUCCUCUGCGUUGAGCAAACAAGACUCUUGUGUUGAGUGACCUGCACAAUUUGGCUGAGGAUUGAAUCCCCAGUCAGGGCCACCACCAUAACCUGGAGCCUGAAGGAGCUUCUGAACCCUAUCAGAGACUCAGGAAGGAUUUGCUCCCUGCCAUUCCAGCCUUGCUCCUUUUUUUCUCUGUCACUGGGGGGAAAUCCCUUUUGACAGCCCAGGCAGAGAACUUCUAAUUCCUGUCUACAGCUCAUUUUUUCACUUGAAUCCCUCAGCUAAAGGAUUUUAAUGCUUGAUGGAUUCAACCUAAAUUAUUUCCGUUCCAUGGCUUUGCAAAAGCCGUGUGUGCGUGUGUGUGCAUGCAUGCAAGGGUCAGGCAGCUGGGAGGAGGGAGGUCUUGUUUGCAUGACAUUCUCUGAUAAUCUCCCCUCUCCAAGGGAAUUGCACUCUGUGGCUUGUCUCCAGAGCUCCUUCUUGAUGACAGUCCCCCUUUCUUACUCCUGCCUUGGGGUCCCAGGACUUCUCAGGAUCUCUCCAUCAGCUUGGACAGCUUUAAAAGAGGAUCAGACUAAUUCAUGGAAGAGGAGGCUAUCAACAGCUAGUAGCCACAGUGACUAUGUUCUGCCUUUGCUCUCAGAGCCAGCAAAUGGCUCUGAAAACCAGUUGAUGGAAGUGGAAGCCACAGGGCUGGGGGGGGGGGUUGCUGUGCACAAAUUCUGCUUGCCAGUUUCCCACAGGCAUCUGGUUGACCACUGGACUAGAUGGGCCACUGGCAAGCUUAUAUUUUGUUCUCAUUUUGAACACAGGGGCUACUUGUGCUGCUCUCUGCAUGUCAGGUGUUGCACUUUGGAUGGUUUGCCCCAGAAAAUGGCUAGGAAGCCAGAUAUAUCAAUGCCCUGAGCAUUGGUGGCUGGUGCUUAUAGGGUUUGGUGGUGAGGAAGGCAGGGAGAUCGACAGUAGGCAGGGCCAUAACAGGUGGCAGGCAGAGACAACUAAUUCUGGUGUUGCCCCAUCCUAGCCCUCCUCCUUACUGAGUUCAACAAGGGCAACACUGAUAAAAAGAAGGAAGCUGUAUCCCCUUGGACUGGUUGUUAGAAGGCAGGCAGGUCUAGGCUAGUUGAGGGCAGUCUGAGGCUGGUGUGGAGCAGUGCUGCUUUAACCCUAAUGGAGCAGCCUGCACCAGCUGAGCUAGGCCUGGACCUAGGUGACGCAUGAAGUUGAGUGUGCCUGCCAGCAGUCAUGUAUGGUGACUCUCUUUAAAGGUUGAUUAGCCACAUUUGUGGGGCAUGCUAGCACAGCCUUCUUUACCAAUCUGGUGCCCUCCAGGUAUGUUGGACUACAAUUCCCACUAGCUCUAGCCUGCUAACUGGGGUUAAUGAGAGUUGUGGUUCAACACAUCUAGAGAGUACCAGGCUGGGGAGAAUUUGUCCAGGAACAGCUCUUUGUCAUUAGAUCCCAAUGGAGCCUUCAGGUUCAGAGGAGUGGAUCUGGGAAGCAGAUGUGUACCUAGGCUCCCUUGCACCCUUAGCAAAGAACUGUGUCAGCACCUCCGAAGCCAGGAGAGACCAUGGACCAGAAAAUCAAAAAGUUUGCUAUUUGUUUCCUUUUGCACUCUGCCAGUGACUUUCUUCGCAGCCAUCAGGGUUGGGUCUGCUUUGUUCUGCCUCCCCUCCUCCUCCUCCAUUGGUGCAUCUUUCUGCCCUUUGGCCUUCCUCCUUCCCUCCCUCCACUGCAGAAUUUUCUGAACUGUGUGUCGUGACAUGUUAGUGUGUCGGCUGCAGUAUGUAGGUGUGUUGUGCAAACGCUCCCUGCGCUCCUCCCGGGGCUGGAAAGGGGUUAAUUUAACCUCCGGUUUGCUAGUAAAACUGAAUUACUGUGUCGUGAAAUGAUGCAUGUCUAAAAAGUGUGUUACUAACAAGAACAGUUUGGAAAGCUCUGCUCCACUGGCUGUUUUCCCUUCUGCCUCCUUCCUCCCUCCCUUCCCUUUUCUUCUUCCAUCAACUCUCAUGCUACCUCCAAGCCCCACUUUUUCUAGAAAAAGAGGUGCGGGAACUUCUUGACCUUUUCUUAGGGGAGCACCUAGCCUGAGUUCCUGAGCUUCUCUUCUGGUGCUGCUGCCCUCCACCGCAUCAAUCAUGCCAUCAAUCAGAUUCUUCCACUGAGGCAACCAUAGGAGCUUGUGUCUUGCCCAGCUGCCCAGAAGAGCAGCCCAGGGAGCAUGCAGGUUGGCUUCUAGCCACUCUAAGCCAGAGUGGAGAGACACAAUUUUUGUGGCACCCACCCCCUGGGCCUAUGCUCUUGGUGAGGGCCAACCUGAACAAUCCCUAGGUAUGCCCCUGCUGGGGGGGUCUCACUAUUGUGGAUGAACAAAGACACAGAUGCUCUGCUUGCAAGUUUUCCCAAAUUGUUACCUCCACUGCUAAGAAGUGCUGACUUAGGGCUCAUCCACACUUCUCUUGAUUUCUAGGUGUGGGUCCGAGAGGUUUUUCUUUUGUUCUGCCACUUUCCCUUGGAAAACCCACAAUUUACUGCUGAAACAGAACAAACAUCAAUGCACAAAAAAACUGAUUGAUGAGUCCUCAGAUGAACUCUUGGUCUGACCUAGGAGGGCUUUCCUUAUGUUCCUGUCCUGGGGGGGGGGGCAUCUAUGAUGUCACAAGCACCCUUAAAAACAUGUUGGGUUCCUCACACUCUCGGGGCUUGUCCCAGGAUCACAUACCUCAUCUUUAGUCAGAUAAUAUUGGCUGUGUCUGUAUUCCUGCUUUUGCUCAGAAACAGGAAAACAAUUCUGACACUCAGCCUCAAACCCUGCCACUGAUGCCAAAGUUUAAUCCAUUUAAUAGCUGGAAGGAUUUCUCUCCCUCUCAUGCGUAAGACAUUUAUUAACAUUCUGUUUUAAUUGUCUUAGAUUUCAGUGAUAUCCGGAAAGGGGUGUCUUAUAUAACCUCCUUAUGCACACUCAGCUUGUCAGAUCUGAAGUGCCCAGGAACGGUUUUUGAGUUUGUGUGUCCUGGCUUGCUCUUUCGCAUAAAGCCAUGAAAAGUGUGCAAGUGUUAAGUGCUUGAGCCUGUUUCAAUUUGUAUUUAAAGGCCAAAUCCCUUCCUCUGAUGCAGAGUCUGGUUUUGGCCAUCUCCUUUGCAUUGCAAAUGCAACCGUAGCUCAUUGAGGAACAGAAGAUUGCCCCAGUUUCCAUGCUGCCUAGUGGUUUUGCAUGCCAUCCCCAAGGGUGCCUCUGGCUGUGACUAAGCAUGGAGGGACCAUCAGUCCAUGCAGCGGAAUCAGAGCCCAAUGAAAUGUGGAGUUUUGUGAACUGGAGCCCAUCCACAGCAAUGGGGGGAUGAUUUUUUCGGAAUAUGGUACCCCUUAUAAAAUAUUCAAAUGAAUACUCUGAUGACUGGCACCACAGGCUUAAGGCAAAAUCUUAAUAUUCUGCUCUGGGGAGGGGGAGAUGGGUAGAACUGGGGGAAACUUAAUGUUUUGUUUGUAUUUUGUUGGAAAGCAAUAAAAUGUUUUAUUUAAAAAAUACAGCCCAGGGGCAGCUAACAUAUUGCCCUCCAGAUGUUAAGAAAAUCAGAAGAGCCUGCUGGAUCAGGCCAAGAGGGCCCAUCUAGUCCAGCAUCCUGUUCUCACAGUAGCUACCCAGAUGCUUGCAAGCAUGACCCAAACACAAGAGCUUUUCCUCUUCCUGUCGUUUCCAGCAACUGGUAUUCAGAAGCAUUUACUGCCUCCGAUGGUAGAGGCAGAGCAUAGCCAUUGUGGCUAGUUGGUGCCUGUCACUGCCUCCCGUAGGAGCGAGUUGCUAGACUUCAUCUCCCAUCAGCCUCAGCCAGCAAUGCUCACAGACUGAGACAACGGGAGUUGUAAUCCAACAGCAUCAGGAGGGCACCAUGUUGCUUACCUCUGAGACAGCAGAGCAGUGCCUGGUCAUCAGGCUAAGCAGGCACACAAGUCACUCACCUGGUUUCUUCCCCGCUAUGUUGAGAUGUGUCAUAUUUCUAUUUAAAUUAGAGCAACUGGGUUGUAUCCAAAUGUUAGUCGUACUCAGAGUAGACCCAUUGGAAUGAAUAGACCUGAGUAGGUCUAGCCCACAACACAAUCCUUUAUUUCUCAAUGUGCAUCUAUAGAUAUAAACCACCAAGGGGACUUUUUUAUGCAAACUGGUCUCUUUUUUUCUGUAAUGCAUAACAGGCCUUACUAAAUCCAUGCUAUCAUUGGCUCUUGGCCAUAGACCAAGAGGAUAUCCCUUCUUUUAAACCACAUGGCUUCUUCCAAAAGGAUCCUGUGAACUGUGGUUUAUUAAAGGUGCUGGGAACAGUAGCUCCAUGAAAGGUAAACUACAGUUCCUAGGAUUCUUUGGGGGAAGCCAUGUAAUUAAAAGUAUGUUGUGGGGAGUCCAGUUUCAUCGUCUCCCGAGACGGGUGUGCUUCACGGAGGCUCCACGGUAAAUGCAGCUGCUUGAGGGGUUCUGGGGGGGACACGGUGGCUAUGCGACCCCCUCAAAGGGUAUCUGAAAGGUAUCUGGCAGCAUCAGUGGCAGACCUAUAUUUUGGGGAGCUCUGAAACUUGAACUGAUGUGGGGGCCCUUUCGCAACCAGCAAUCCUAUGCCUUUAGGAAAAUAUACAUGCAUGAUGCCUUUUUAAAAGCAAUUUUUAAGAAAGCAAUGUGGACUAAAGUCUCUUGUGGGGUCCCUCCUGGAUUAGGGGCCCUGAAGCUUAAACUUCAUUAGUUUCAUGGUAGAUCUGCCCCAGAUCAGAAUUGUAGAGUUGGAAGGGACCUGAAGGGUCCUCUAGUAGUCCAACCCCCUGCAAUGCAGGAAUCACAGCUAAAAAAUCCCUGACAGAUGGCAAUGCAGGGAAAAAUCUCCAGGGAGGGAAGGAGAAUCAACCACCUUCCAAGGGAGUUCAUUCCAUUGUUCAAUAGCUAUUGCUGUCAAAAAGCUCUUCCUAAGGUUUAGUCAGAAUCUCCUUUCUUCUAACUCAAAUCCAUUGGUUCAGGUAGACCGCCCUAAGCUCUGAUCCUCACAAUGUCUCCAGCCAACCUUCCCCACUGGCUGGGUACAGUGAGCCCUUGGCUGCUCUCAGGCACUCUACCAGUGUAAAUCACAAUUUGUGCGGGGAUUAAAGCCAGCACACACACAAAAGCCCCCAAGUCUUCUUUGCUGUUGGGAUUAUUCUCCUGUGAAGCGAAGCCUGGUGUGCUGGGCAGCAGCAAAUAACUCUCCAGCUGUAAAUGGGCUGCACUGCAGCCUCCUCCCUGCCCCUCAUUAUCGUUCAGUGGGAGAGCAUUCCUGUGAAUGCAGAAGAUUUGGGGUUCAAUCCUGGGCAUCUCCAAUGAAAAGGAUUUCAGGCGGAGUGGGAAGGGAAGUUAAGAAAGACCUCAGAAUUUGCUUCAGAGAGCAUCUGCCAGAAUGAAAAAUAAAUAUAUACAUACUGAACUAGAUGAGCAAAUCCAACCUAGUAUAAGGCUACAUCCAUGGCAGAGCUUGCCCAGCUGAAUUCAUCUUUGACAACCCUUCUUCCCCCCUGCCAAAUAUUAAUAGGUCCAGUACUGAAUGUGUACUUUGUGGCUCCACAGAUGCAGCACUGGACACUGGCUGUCAUUUCCUUGCAACUCUACUUCCAUUUAUUUAAGGAGAACAGGUUUCUAGCACUUAGAUGACAAAGAGUUCCAUGAUGAAACACUGUGGCAAAAACGGUCAGGUAAGGUGCACACUGUAUUAUUAAUACAAACCUGCUCAUCUUGCACAUCGGUUGAUAACAGGUUGCAGUGUCCAGCUUUUCACAGGCACAGAAUCCUGUUACUGUUGUUGCUAAAGUAAAAGCGUUCCUUCCUAAUAGGGCUCCUCUGCAUUUAGAAGGGAGAAUUUCUGUGAGUGCAGCUUCUGCGAUCAUUCCAUCAUUCAGAUGAGAAAAGUAGGCCUGAUAUAAAAUAGUAUCUGUCCUCAUGCUCCACCAAUGCAGGAACAAAACAAGGCCUAGAAAAUGUUUCAGACUUUAUGUGCAUCACCGUAUGAACAGUCACACUAAGAUUUGAGGGACACCCUUCAAGCAUCCAGGGCAGCUUUACCCUAAAAUCUUUUUAUGGUAUUUAUUUAUUUAUUAAAUUUGUAUACCGCCCUUCAGCUGAAGAUCACUGGCUAAUUCACAACAUAAAAAUGUAAAAUGAGAACACACAGCACUUAAUGGAAACAAACAAACAAAAAACUAACCAGUACUGGCCAGGCCACCCCAAGUGAGAGGCACUGCCAAGCAGCCUUAAAAAACUGCCUUUUGGGAAGGUGAUGUUUAGGGUUCUUCAUAAAAGUACAAUGACAUAGCUAGCAAGUGUUGUAUGUUGGGAGUACAACACACAGCACCAGGGCCAUCCCAAAUCAUUCUGCUGCCUACAGUGAAAGCAAAGAUUCAGGAUGGGUGAAUCUGUCAAUUUCAGUGUCUCUCAGUUUCUAAUUUCUGCUUUUUAAGUUUAAUCCUUCACAUUUCUCAGUUUUGUUUCAGUCCUCGUGAAAAUUCACCAGCCUUUUAGUGUGAAAUUGUCCCAUGUUUGUAUGCAAUUUUUCCCAAUAUACACAUUUUUGCAAAGCAACUUGGGUAUGUUCUUUCCACUAAUCUAUGAAUUUUUGCACACAUUACUUGGCCAGAGUACUGCACUGCAAAAUUCAGAGAAGUGCACAAUUUGAAACUUGGGAUAUUUUAAUAUUGUUUUAGAAAGCACAAAAUGGGUAAGGUAAGAUUGCCUAUAAAUGUGAACAGAAUUUCUCCCCCAUAUCUAAAUGAGCUGGCGCUCCCAUUCCACAUACAGAAUUCUACUUGGCUGGUGGCUGAAUCUGACUUCAAGGCUGUGGAACGAUGUCCAACUCUGUACUCGGGGGCAGUAGACUAGCUUAAAAGGUAGAGAGGAGGCUUAAAUGACUUGAGUGGGGGGCAGUGGAGGGACAGCUGCUGCCCCUGCCAUCUGCCCCCUGAGACAGCUACCUUACUCUCCCUCAUGGUAGGGCCAGCCCUGCACAGAAAUAUCCAGGCCAGCCCUACCAUGAGACAGAAAUGUACAGUAGGUACAUCUACACACACAAACACACAUCCCAGAAUGCUAGGGAAAGCAUCAUUGUGCAGAUCAGGCUGCUGUUAAAGGUCAAAGAGGAGGAGUAGAAGGAAGCAAACAAAAACAGAACAAGGAUGCCUGGUAGCCAUUAUGAGGCCCUCUAAUCCUAUGCUGAGCAGAACAAAAUUGAAGCUGCCCCCUCUACUCAAAACAAUUACUGAAACUUUAUGCAAACUCUAUUUGUGUGGGAUGGUGUUCCUUGGGAAAUGGCCCAAAUUCCAUGCAUAUGCAAAUUGGCUGUACGUCCAAGUAAACUUCGAGUCAUUGCUGCAGCAGCUAAUUUCUUAUUAAUCAGUUUUGAUGGCACUGUUUUGCCCUGGAGAGGAUGGUAGUUUCUGCCUUUACUGUAACAAGCACCUUUAGCACCCAAGAGAUUGCCAGGUCAAAACCUAACUGAAAUUCUCAUUGCUCACGGUCUCCUUUCCUAUCUGUACAAUAAGUGAUCCCAAUGAGCAGUAUCGAAACCAAAUGUCUCUUCUCUUUCUGAACGAUUUUGCCAAAUAGCAUCCCAUUCACAUUUAAAGCCUGCACAUUCCUUUACAGGUUUUAUUUUCAAUUUAGCAUUUCUGCUCAGUUUUAUAAAACAAGCAUACUUAUUUGGAAAAAAGGCAACAAACAGAAAGAAAUAGAAAAAUAUAAAGGAUUGCAUCAACUAUUUGGUAGGCAUUAUAAUAUAACUAUAUCACUCUUGAGGUUCUCCUCUGGAGGCUCUGAGCCCUCUCUCACUCUACCUCCAUGGUCAUGAGUUGACGAGUGUAGUCAGCUUUUUGUCCCUUGAAAUGUACCUACAGCUGAAGGAGGAAGUUAGAAAAGUUACAUUCUUUCUCACUUCCUCUUUCAUCUCUAUGUAAUUUUCAAGGUGCUGAUUAAUUCUACUGGAUCUGACUUACCAAGAUCCUUUGGAAAACUGAAGUGUGUGAGUGUGUGCCCAAAAGUCUUUCUGUCUUUCUGUGGGAGGGUUCUCAUCUGUGUGUGUGUGUGUGUGUGUGUGAGAGAGAGAGAGAGAGAGAGAGAGAGAGAGAGAGAGAGAGAGAAGGGGUGGCACCCUCAACACUCACUCAAAAUCUAAAUCUGCCCAUCAGCCAAAAAAGUUUGGCAACCCCUGUAUUAUAUCAUCUCAAAUAAAUAUUUUGGAUCUUGUGGAGAAUGUGCUUGGUUAAAGACAGCAUUCGGUAAACACUUUCCAGUUCUGUCUAAACACUGAAUUGUAGAGCUGGAAGGGACUUUCCUCAAUUGACUCUUAAUAGCUUUGCCAUAAGUGCCUAUUUGUACAAUUUCCCUUCCCAUUCCGUUAGGACAGGAAUUUGAGCUUUCCUCCACUGUUCCAAUAUCUAGCUAGCAUAACACAUUCUUGCUGUGACACUCAUACAGCAUAUUCAUUGGUUAACCAGCAGAAUUUAUUCCAUAAAGCAAAUCUCCCUGUUUCUGAGCACUCUCAAAGCAUUUCCAAUCAGGUAAUGAUCUUUAGCACCCUCCAGACAAUCUGUUUCAAGGAACAUUUUUCUCUGUGGACCUACAGUCAGUCGCAGGGCCCUUUCAAGCACUCAGUACCUAGGAAAUUAAAAGUUUGAGAAGGCAGCUAAAAGGGUAUUGUGUGCUGAGCUGAAUGACAUAGCAACACAGGAAACUGCCUUGGACCAACUCAGACCAUUGGUUCAGUUGGUCUACACUGACUGACAGCAGCACUCCAGGGUUUUAGGCUGGGGAUGCUCUGCCACUGAGCUUGUUUUCUUCUCUCCCAGCAGCAGCUGAAUGCCACUGUUGCACACAACACAAAGGCAGAUUUAACUGUAAUUCCUGCAUUGCAGGGGGUUGGAUUAGACGACCUUUGGGGCCCCUUCCAACUCUGCUUAUAUUCUAUUCCUUUUCCCCCACCAUCGGUUUUCUCACUGGUUCAUUAAGUCAAGAGCUUUGACUUUUUUGCAGUUCAGAUGAAAAGGAGGUCAUGUGCAUGAAUCAAGGUGAAAUGAUCCUUCCUUGGAAUCUGCACUCAGGAUAUUUUGGUGCCCAGAUGAGGUGGAAAAUUAAAACGGCCUAUCCUGCCUCUGGGUAAUUAAAAUGGGCCAAAUUGCACGGGAAGUUUGCUGCACUGAAGUAAAUGGCUACUGCACCCUUCUGCUUUCAUUCAAGUCCCAUUCAAUUCAAUGAGGUUUGUGGUGGAGAUUUUACCCUGUGUUAAUUAGCCAGGCAGGGAAGGUACUAUCUGAAUAUGAAGCUGAGAAAUUUCCAGCCCCUAGAACAGCCCCUGCCACAAUCUUGCACUACACAGGAAUAUUGGAAGCUGCCUCACAACACAGCAUGUCAUUGCUCCAUGUAGCUGAGUAUUGGCCACACUGACUGGCAGCAGGUUUCCAGGAUUUCAGACAGGGGUCUCUCCCAUCCCUACCUGGAGAUGCCAGGCAUACAAAGCAGAUGCUCUACAGCCCCUCUUUACAUUGCCCUCUGUGUGAGUGAUGUAAUGCUGUCCUAAGUUGCUGCACCAAUGAUGCCUUGUCCUGUUUUGCUGCACUAGCAUCCAGAUGCCAUGACUUGCAACCCCACCUUAGCGGCAUCAAGGGUAGGUCUUGCCUCUGACUUUGUAUGACGUUACUUAAUGAAAUGUUUGUUCCACCUUGGGAAGCAAGCAGCGAAUAAGCGUAUUAUGUAAGAUAUUAAGUGUCUUGACAAUUCUGUCCAGCCAGAUGGCAAAUAAUCCAUACUCCCUCUGGAGAGGCGGUUCUUGCAGAGAGCAGUUUAGCAGUGUUAGUUUCUUUUCCUCCUUGGGCUUGUUUCUUGGUCUUGUUCAAUCAAUCCAGCCAGCCAGCCAGCUCUUUUGCAUUCCAAAAGUAUAAUGUCCUUCUCCUGUUAUGUGCUGAUCUGAAUGUGCUGAUCAGGAGGAGAGAAGCUGAGAACAUAAAAAGUAAAUGAGCCAACAUGUGAAGUCUGACUCCCAUUUAUGACCUGUUUUGGACCAGGUUACAGCAGGCCCAUUAAAAUCCCUCCCACUGAAGUCAUUGCAGGAGACAUUCCUUGUGCCUGGGCUGGACCUGGGUCUUGUGCUGUCAAAGAGACUGUGAUCAUAACCUGGAGUAUAACAGAGCACAGCAGCUGUCUCCAAACUGAUGGUUGUGCUCUGCCUCCAUGAUCAGAGGCAAAAAACCUUCUAAAUACAGUAUCAGUUGCUGGAGAUCACAGGAAGCGAGGGUUGCUGUUGUGCUCAGAUCCUGUUUGUAGUCUUCCUAGAAGAGGCAUCUGGUUGCCCAUUGUGAUAGCUCAGUUAGUAGAGCAAGAGACUCUUAAUCUCAGGAUUGUGGGUCCGAGCCCCAUGUUGAACAAAAGAUUCCUACAUUGCAGGGGGUUGGACUACAUGGUCCCUAUGGUUAGACCCUUGUGAUCCCUUCCAGCUCUAUGGUUCCUUGAUUCUAUGGACUUGAUGAACCUUUGGCCUGAUCCAGCAGGGCUCUUCUUACGUUCUAAUGGCAGAGCAUGUGCUUUGUAUGCCAUUAGCCCAGCCAACAUGACCAAUAGUCAGGGUCACAGAAGGAAUUCAGCAACAUGUGCAGGUGUACCAGCCCUGUGAUAAAGUAUCAGUGGGUUGGUUAAUCUACCAAGGCCUCCUUGAUGUAGCUUUCCUCCUGGGAAGGAGUGUUGCCCAUCUGCUGCCAGUGGAACUUUUUGCUGUAUUGAUCCCCGGAGGGCUUUCAAAGCCAAUGUCUCGUUCCUAUUUCUGCCUCAGUGAUUUCCUCUCUAUUAAUAAGGCAACUGCUUUCAACCCUGAUGAGGUUUCCAGCUGGAAAGUAAAGCUUCCUUGAAGCAAUUACUACUUGGAAUCUGAAACAUUGCUAGAUCUAGCUUGGCACUGACUGCAUCAGCCUUCCCCAACUUGGUGUCUCCACAUACCUUGGACGACAACUCCCAUCAGCCCCAGCCUGCAUGGAUCUAUGAUGCUGGGGCUGAUGGGAAUUGUAGUUUAAAACCUAUGGAGGGCCCCAGGUUAGGGGAGGCCAGACUAUGUUAUAUCGCUGAACCUCACCUACCAUGUAAGAUGUGGGAAUAGCCACCAGCUUUGAUGAUAACUUCAACAGCAAAAUGGAAGCUCUCUCUUCAGAGGCAGUCUGUGUUUCUGAAGUCCGGGCAUCAGAAGCAAAAAGCCUGGAAACGAGGUCAUUUUCAUAUCACGCUGGAGGGCUUCCUGGUGGUGUGGUGUAUGGUCCAAAGGACCUACACUCAAUUUGAGUUUCAGAUGGUUCCCCUGACAUAAAAAUAGCUGGCAGGGAAGCUAACUCCACCAGGGAGAGAUUAUCUGCCUGGAUGUUUGUCAAUAAGGUACAUGAGAAUGACAAGAGUGGAAAAGGGUGUGACCUUUGGCUGCUGAUAUUGGGUAUCUACCUGGACAGUUUCCACAUUUACUUUUGCACAAGAGAAUCCAAUUACAUGUUAAUACCCUUUCCCCAACCCCUGAGGGAUAGUUAACCCAAUAUUGAUUACACUACAGAACUUGAUAACUUGAUGAGAUGUUCCCAGUCAGGCAUCUUGGGCUUCACAAUGGAUCUGAGCCAGAUCACCUGACCUAAUGAAUUUAUAAGUAGACACUGUUGCAGAAUAGCUACAGGAAGGGUGGGGAACAUCCAGCCCAUGGGCCAGAUAUGACCCUCCAGUCUCCUCUAGCUGGCUCUCAGGAUUCCCUCCAAACCACAUGCCCUCCCCCUAGGUUACACCCAUCAUUGUCCCUGUUCUGCACCCUCCUAGAAUGCCUUUCCUUGAUGGGGAUGUGGCCUCCAUGAAGUGCAAUAAUGCCUCCUGCUUGUGUGAUUGUUGCUAAUUAUUUUUACUAUUAAUUUCAUUUUUCACCCACCCUUCAUUCUAAGAUCCCAGGGCAGUUUACAAUAAUUGAAAGAUUUUAGAUCAGGUAGAAGAAGUUACAGGCACAGAAACAGAGGCUGUUCUGAAAACACACCUCUCAGGUGUCAAAGACUAGAGUAAAGAGGUGCCUCUUCAGCAUCCCCAAAAAGCCGUUCAGUGAAGCUGCCAGAUGCACCUCUGUGGGGAGAAGGGAGUUUUACAACUUAGGGGCUGACACAGAGAAUGUCCUCUUCCAGGCCAACACCCUCUUAACUUCUGAGGAUGGUUGAACUACCAAGAAGGCCUCCUCUGUUGAUCUUAACUUCUAAGAGGAUUUCUCCGGAAGGAGGCAGUCUCUCAGAUAUUUGUUGCCAAAAGUUAUUUAGAGCAUAAAGCACUAAUGUGAACACUUUGAAUAGGGCCCAGAGCUCAGAGGGUUGCAUAACCAGUUGGAGGAUGGAGAGAUGUGUGGAGGGGAGGGAAUGGAGUUGGAGGAUGGAGAGAUGUGUGGAGGGGAGGGAAUGGAUGUUAGGAACUUUUGACUUUUGCUUGACUGGAAUGUGGCCAAGUGUGCAAAGAUAACAGCCGUGUCUGUUGCUCUGCCCGAUUUUGUUGCUAGCUCAGAUCACCACUGGCUGUCCUUAUCAAUCACCAGGAGGUUCUCAGCUAUUUCCAAGCUAGGACUGGGCUUGAAAACCUGUACUUGCCAACCCAGUCCCUUCUAGAUGUUUUGGACUACAACUCCCAUGGGGGGGGACCAGGUUAGCAAAAGCUCCUGUGCCUCAUCUUGAGUUCCAUGAUGACUGUCAUAAAUGAAUGUCAGUGCAGGCCCCCUUCGGACUGAAUGUGGGGGGUGCUCACAGAACAGGGUGCCAGUCACACCGGUGGGACUUGUGCCUGAGGAUGUCCCACUCAGUUUUGACCCAGGGCUCUGAGGCCUUCCACCCUGAUGCCCUCUGUGACAUCCAUAUUCUGUUUCCUGAGCUGACCAUAGGGAAGCAGGACAGGCAGGCAUCAGGAUACACCUCACCCAUGUGGAUGCCAAGAGUACUUUGUUAUCUCUCCGAGGGCAAUAGAAUGGUCUUGUGACAAGGGUGCCAUUCUUGGGACCCUUUAAAUCUGGCUGUGCCAAGCGACAGCCCCCCCUCCAUCAGGGCGCUGUUGCUGCUGCCAUUCUCCUCCUCCUUCUCCUCCUCCUCUGCUGGAGCUCUCCAAAGUGCCUCUCUGCCUUCAUUCCCCAUCUACGAGUUCAUGCUCUGGUCCAGGGUGAGCCUGGCGUUGAAAGUUGGCUGACUCCACAGGUGAGGAAGCGAGGAGAGGGGGGAGGAGGGAGGGGAUCCGGUGUCUGCUAAGGCGGGGAGUGGGGGGGGGAAGCUUUGGUGCAUCUUUUGGCGAAGGUUCUCCCCACCCUCCGCACUACUCCUGUUUGGGAAGUGAGGGUCGCCUUCCUUCCUCCCUCCCUCCCUCCUCGCCUCCUUCCUUCCCAAGGCCAGCGCUGCGCCUUCAUCCCGCCGCCGGCGCGGCGCUUCCCACCCACUGCCGGGGCUCCCGCGAGGUUCGGGGAGCCGAUGCGGCGGUCGGAGGGAGGGAGGGAGGCUGCGGCUACUGCGGCGGCGGCUCUGCGGGGCGAGGAGCUUCACCUGCGGCUCUGCCUGGCGUAGCCUCUUCUCUCCAUUCACUGCUGCUGCUGCUGUCCGCGGGCGGUGGUGCUGAAGUGCGGCGGCGGCAGCUUUGCAGGCGCUUCACCUGCGGCGGCGGUUGUGCCUGGCGGCGCCUCUGCUACUAUUACUGCUGCUGCUCCGGGCGCUGUCCGAGGGCUGUGGUGCUGAAGUGCGGCGGCGGCAGUCGCCUCCAGCUCAGGAGCUUCCCCAGGCGUGGGGCGGUGGGGGGGGGGGGAGAAGAUAUAAAGACGCGUCCCCCCCACCUCCUCCUCCUCCUCCUCUCUACCCCCUCCCUCCCGGCUUCCUCCUCCUCCUGGCGGCUUAAGAGAUGCUGGUCCGCUGAGCGGUGGCGGCGCCGACCAUGAGUUCCUCCUCGGUGCGCAAGAGCGAGUCCAAGACGUCCUUACUGCGGACGGGCGGCGGCGGGAGCGGCAGGCGGGCGCCCAGCGAGCCGCAGCCGCGCAGCUCCGGGGGCCGCACGGAAGGCAGCCCCGAGCCCAGCGCCAGGAGGCCCCUGUGCCACCCAGGAGCCGGCGCCACAGUCUCCUCCAACGGCAGCUUGAGGAGGCACCAGCAGCAGCAGAAUCGCCUGGGGGAGCCCGACGAGGCGGAGGCGGCUCCGCGGAGACGCGGGAGCGGCCGGGCGCGCGGCUCCUCUCGGAGUGCCAGCCAGGAGGCGGAGAGCGACGGGGUAGCGACGGCGGGUCGGGGGCAGGACUUGGGCGGCAAACGAGCCAGCCGAGAGUCCCUCCAGCUGCCCGACGGAGCGUCCCCCAAAGGCACCUCCGGCGGCAGCGGAGGCGGCGGCAGCAGCAAGAGCUCCGCCGCCUCCAAACCCGGCGCGGAAGUCGACCCACUCUUCCACCAGCUCCACCCCAUCCUCAGCUCGGUCUUUGGCCAGGUAAGGGGCCCUUCGUCCCUCCUCUAACUCCGCUGCCCCCUCCUUGCCACUCCUCUCUUUCCUGCGCUUCCUUUUGGGACGGGAUGCGGGGUUGGGGAGGAGAGAGCUCGGAAACUUCUGGCUGGAAAUGCGCUGCUUCGGGGCUGCCUGGCAGGAAACUCCAGCGGAGCUAUGCUGGAAGGGAAGGAGGGGGCGAGAGGGGGCGAAAACAGACGCUGGAGCUGCUUCUCUUCCUCCUCCCUGCAAAGCCCCCACUCCAAAUUCUCCUGGAGUCCUCCCUGUGCACCUUUCCCCAGGUUCUCAGGAGGAAGCAACCGCCGGGUCAGAAGUGUGCGUGCGCGAGAGCACCGGUAAAGUGAUGCAAGGCAACCGCCGGGUCAGAGGUUUGCGCGCGGGAGAGCACCGGUAAAGUGAGGCAGGGCUAAGCAGCUAGUCCUCAGGAGUCGCCAGGGAAAGGAAGUGGGUCGGGCAGACAUUGGCAGGGACCAACAAGCCACCUAAAGCAAUCCCCGUGGAAAAGAAGCUGGUGAAGAGCAAAAGAACGCAGCAAGCGGGAAGGGGUCGUGCUCAGCGGUUUGGUGUGUGUACGUGUGCGAAUUGUGCCUGAGCGCACCCCUGUGUGUUGGGUAUCGGCCCCGAAGCUUUGGGGUCAAGUUAACCUGUCUUUCUGAGUGAGAGGAGAGACACCGCUUAUGCUUCAGUCCUGUGUGUUGCUGGGGCGGGCUGAAGGUUGGAGAGACUGUAAGUGCAAAGACGGUGAAUUAGUGAAACAGUUAAAAAUAAUACAUUAAAAAAAUAUGCAAUAGACACUGAGCAAACCUAAGGAUGGGUUGCCUAUCCCUUUAUUUGUCUUUUGAGCUCCUGUAGCUGACCUUCGAAUAUUGGGUUUGAUUUUAACACUGCUCUGUUCAUGUCCACUGGUGACCAUUUUCACAUAGAUGCACCUUGAAGGUGAGAAAACCUCCCUUGCUUCUUUUUUCUGGGUGUUCCACUUGUGAAAACUGUCUCAGGACCAAGUCUGGGUUGGGUGCCAGCGGCACAGGAUGACACCUAUGCAAGCUAUGCAAGGCUUCGCCAACCUGUGCUCUUCAGAUGUUUUGGAUGACAACUCCCAUGAGCUCCAGCCAGUAUGGACAUACUGAUGGGAGUUGUAGUCCUAAACAUCUGGAGGAUGCCCCUUUGGCAAAGUAAGAGGAGGCCCAGUUGAACAGGAAGGUCUCUUGCACAAGUCCCAUUGAAAUGAACAGGGGAUGCUUGUGCAAGAGAACCUCAGCAACUUCCAUCUCUAUCUCUUUCUCUGCCACCUUUUAAUAGUGCUGAUAAUCUUCUCCCUGCAGGUGGCCCCUGUAUCUUUCCACCCAGAAAGGUUUGACAUUUAAGUUUACGGGAGUGGCAAAUGCCAAUUCCAGCCAUUUAACUGACCCUUUUUAAAUAUGCAUUUUUAUUUUGAUGCGUCAGCCAAAUAAAAGAGCACCAGAAUUAGACAUGGUGGAGAGAGCGGGACAGGGAGUGUUUGCUUCAGUUGCUAAGUUGUGCUCUGGGUCCAAUCCCGCACUGCCACUCACAAAACAUUUGGUUGAUAACAGCUCUCUCUGCAUGAGUAUUUUUUUUAAAGUCCUUUUUAUCCAGGUCUGAAAUCUUCAGACAGUCAGGAUUUUAAACUGAGCAGGAUGCGUAGAAUGGUUUGUUUGUUUGUUUGUUUGUUGUUAGUUAUUUAUUGUUAGAUUUCUUUCAAGGAGGUCAGGGUGACAUACACUGUUCUCCUCCUCUUCAUUUUAUGCUCCUAACAACCCUGUGAGAUAGGUUAGGCUGGCUCUUGAUGCUGUUGUGUCAAGUUGAUGGCGUCCAAGUGUUCUUGCUGGGAAUGAAUCCUCCCUAUGUGAUGGAGAGGCUAAAGAGAGAGGGAUUGUCUCUAACCUGUCCCUUUCUGCAGCCUAUCUGUAGGGAUGGAGCAGGAAGGCGCAGGAAGACCAUCCCAUAAGAUGCUUCCUCCCAGAAGUAUUCUAGCAAGCUCUUCACCAACUGGCUGCUCUUCAGGUGUUUUGGACUACAACCUCCAUCAGCCUCAGCCAGCACAGCUGGGAGUUGUAUUCUGAAACAUCUGGAGGUCCUUAGGAUGGCAAAGGCAGGUCCAAAUUAAAUUCCUGAAAACUCUGAAAAAGAGGGAGGUGGAAGGAGGAGUUAAUUUCUUUCCUUCACAAUAAGGAAGAAAAUUAAUUUUACGGUUUGUUUAUUUAUCUAUCACAUUUAUAUCCCACGUUUUCUCCAAGGAGCUCAAGGGUUCUCUUCCUCCCCAACAUAUCCUCACAAGAACUCCAUGAGUUAGGUUAGGCUGAGAGAUGGUAACUGGCCCAAGGUCACCCUGGGAGUUUGCUGGCUGCGUGGGCAUCUGAACCCUGGUCUUCCAGGUCCUAGUUCAACAAUGUAACCAGUAUGCCACCACUGACUCCCCUCCGGGGAGAGAGAGAAGCAUUAACACCCCCAACUGUUCUGCUCAGGUUUCAUACAACCUCUGUCAACCUAUCUCAAUCUUGGUGGGGCUACAGUGUGUAACUUAACCAACCAGUCCUGACUUGGUGCUCUUCAGACAUUUUGGACUACAGCUCCCAUCAGCCCCAGACAACACACUGUCCUAGCACAAGCAGUCCAUGAAACCAAAGUGAGGAUUUUUGAAAUGCAAGGAGAGAGGGAUUUGGCUCUCCAACGGUGCAUUGUAUCACAAGCCCAACCUGUAUUUCUCAUGCAGCUGGGGACUGGGAAGAGGAGAUGACAGACUAGGAGUUGGGGGUGUCUCCAGGGAGAUGAAGAGUAAGUGCAUCUAAAGCUCUGUGUGACACAGUUUGUCUGUGUGACACAGUUUGUCUUCUUUGGGGAAGAUUGGGGGGAAGAUUGGCAUUAGAUUGGCAUGUGUGUGCGGUAAUGUCUGCAGGAGCAGUUUUCCCAAUCUAUGCGCUCUCCUUGAAGUGUGCUCUUCGGAGUACCAUUUGGUGGAAAGGCAGGACACCAUUUUUUCAGACAAACUAGGGGGAACUGUAGCUUGAUGGUGGAGCAUCUGCUGUGCAUGCAGAACGUCCCAGGUUUAAUCCCUGGCAUAUUUAGGUAGGGUUUUAGUGACGAGAUUCUGGAGGCAAGCAAUUGGGGAGGCUGUUCAGACCUUACUUGUGGACUUCCCAAGAGCAUAAGACCACCAGAAGAGUAUGCUGGAUCAGGCCAGUGGCCCAUCUACCCAGUGCCGGAUUUAGGGUUGUGUGAGCUGUUCCCCUGCACAGGGCACUGAGCCAAAGAGAUGCAAAAUUGAGAUCCAUUCGGGGGCACCAAAUGUUGGCCUCACACAGGGCACUGUAUUAUGAAAGAUUACCAAAGUCUGCCCCCACUCUAGUCCAGCAUCCUGUUCUACCAGUGGCCAACCAGAUGCCCCCAAAGGAAAGCCUAGGAGGGGAACCUGAGCGCAACAGCCCUCUCCCCUCUGUGGUUUUCAGCAACUAGUAUUCAGAAGCAUUAUUGUCUCUGACAGCGAAGGCAGAACAUAACCAUCAAGGUUUAUAGCGAUUUGGAACCUUAUCCUCCUUAUCUUUAUCACUAAGCAAAGUUUUAAAAAAAAGAAUUAUUUUUUUAAAAACAGAGGGGAAGGAGAUCAGGGGCCCAGAAGAAAACACCCAGGGCUCAAGCCUUCUGGGCAACCCCCUAGCAACCCUAACACAGGAGGAACCCGCAGGUCAUGACAGCAGAACUGGAGCGAGUAGGGUGGUUAACUGUCCAUCCACAUGCACUUCCCCCAUACACAGAGUUAUGGAAAUGUGAAAUGGUUGCCUGGAGGAGUCUGUGGAGAGGAGUACUGAGCACCUCAGGGGGCGCCUUAAUGAUCAGGAUUGCAGAGUGCCAGUCUCCUCUUAUUACAUGUGUUAUGUCAAGGAGAGAAACCAUACCAGCUGGCAAACUGGUCCCCCUCCCUGCGUCAGUCUUGUAGGAAGAUAGGAAGCUGUCUUAUAUCAAGAACUGAGAACUGGUUCGCUCAGCUCAGUAAUGCCUUGUCUACAUCAGAGGUGGGGAACCUGUGGCCCUCCAGGUAUUGCUAGACUCCCAUCAGCUCUAGUCAGCAUAGCUUUUUUUGUUUCGUUUCACUAGAUUGAAAUACUGCUGGGUUGUAAAAAGUCCUCAAAGCACUUUAGAAAGAGAACAAAACAAUGAAAUUGUUAGUAAAAAAAAUAAUUCAAAAAUAAUUAAAAUCAGUGAUAAGCUAAAAACCAGGUUAAAGCACAUGUCAACAUUCUACAUCUUUUGGAUAGGCUUUGACUAAACAAAAAAUUGUCUAAACAAAAAUGCUUUUAGCAGGCACAGAAAGAGUACAGUGAAGGCACCUGCCUCAUGUCAAUAGGCAGGGAGUUCCAAAGGGUAAGCGCUGCCAUAUGAAAUGAUGGAGUUCUUACAAAUGCAGAAUGGGUAUCAUAUGGCACCCAUAGUAAUGCUCAUUCUGCUGAUUAAAGUGGAUGAGAGGGCACAUGUGGGGAAAGGUUAUCUCAUAGGUAAACUAGUCCCAAGUUGUUAAGUGUCUUGAACUUGGCCUGGUAGCAAAUCAGCAACCAGUGCAGAUCUCUGAGCACAAAUGUUGUAUGUUGACAGGGUCUCCUGACAGCAGUCGUGCUGCAGCAUUCUGUACCAGUUACAGCUUCCAGAUCAAAUGCAAAGCAAGCCCCACUUAGAGCACAUUGCAAUUCAGUAGAACCUCGGGUUAUGUGCUGUCCUCCUUACGAACACUUUGGGUAACGAGCUCCGCUUACCCGAAAGUAGAUGCUCCUGGUUGCAAACUUUGUCCCGGGAUGCAAGCAGAAGUCACGUGCCGAUGGUGCGGCGGCAGUGGGAGGCCCCAUUAGCGAAAGCACACCUCAUGUUAAAAAUGGUUUCGGGUUAAGAAUGGACCUCUGGAACGAAUUCAUAACUGGAGGUACCACUGUAAUCUAAUCUUAAAGUAACCAGUACAUGAACUACUGUGGCCAAGCUUUCCCAGUCCAGGAACGAUUGUAGCUGCCAUACCAGUUGGAGCUGGUAAAAGGCACUUCUAGCCACUGAGGCUACCUGGGCUUUCAGUAGCAAAGAUCGGUCCAGAAUCACCCCCAGACUCCGAACCUUCUCCUUCAGAGGUAGGCAGUUGACCAGUUUCUCAGACACAGGAAUCACACAUCCAUAGUGUCCCCAUCUCGCCAAGAUUCAAGCUCAUUUUGUUUGUCCUCAUCCAUCUAACCACUGCAUCCAGGCACUGGUCCAGAGGGCUGCACAGCCUCUCCCAGUUCAGAUGUUAUGGAGAAAUAGAGCUGAUGGCACCUUGCCCCAAGACUCCUAAUGACCACUCCCAGUGGCUUCAUAUAGAUAUUAAAUAGCAUUGGAGAUAAGAUAGUGCUCUGCGGCACCCCAUUAACAUAACUACCCAGGGGGUGAGAAGCACUCACCUAAUGCUAGUCUCUUGAUUUGGUCCUGGAGUUAGGAUUGGACCCAUUGUAACUGAUUCCCUCCACAUGGAUAUUGAGGUCACUCGAGACAAUCAUCCUGAAAUCCAACAAUACCCCAGAGACUACCUUGGACAGCCCAAUCAGGGAUACUGCUGGGCAACAGGGCAAUAAAUAGACUAGGAGCAUACCCAAGUGGUCUCUCUAAGACCCUCUAAGUCAGCCUUUCUCAACCUGUGGAUCCCCAAAUGUUGUUGAACUACAACUCCCAUCACCCCUAGCUAGCAAGGCCAGAGCUCAGGGAUGAUGGGAGUUGUAGUCCAACAACAUCUGGGGACCCACAGAUUGAGAACUGCUGCUCUAAGUCCAAGAUCAAGAAGUUUUCUGGCAAAGGAGUUGGUCGUUAUAUGGACAAUAGCAAGCCUCACCCUCACCCUUGAACCCCUAGUCUAGACUGGUGGAUGAACAUGGUCUUAAUUAUGGACCCAUCCAUCAGGGAUGGUCAGGGAUGAGGGGAUCUGUAGCCUAGCAACAUCUGGAUGGCUACAGUUUCCUAACAUUUGGCCUAUAGUGACCAGCAGCCCUUCAGAUAGGGCGUCUCUCCUAGCCCUACAUGAGGAUUGAACCUGGGGGGGUCUUCUGUAUGCAGAGCAGAUGUUGUGCCCCUGAUCAUGCAGAUGACUCUUAGUGAGCAAAAUGGGCGGUUUCUUCCUUUCUAUAAAAGCUCUGCAGAAAAGAACUCCUUGAAGCACACAUAAGUCCUGCUACUCUUAGCAUCAAAAUACAUCACAGCCCGAUAGUGUACCUCUCCCCAUCUGAGGAGAGGAGGGAGCCCAGCUCCUCCUGUUAGUUCUGCAACAGCCAUUGAGUGGAACGCCCCAAGCUGGAGGGGUGACUUCACACAGUGUGCUAUCGAAGCAGUGCGAAGUGUCCCUGAGCUGGAGAAGAGGGCGUCCCAAGGAGAAAAGAAGAGGCUCACAGUGCAGGCAACAGGAGACAGAGCAAGGCAUCUCAUCAGUGCUGCAGUGGUUGUCUCAAUAAUGGGCUUUCUGAGACGCUUGGCCAAGCUGACAGUCCUGGCACAGCUCUCUCUCUCUCUCUUUGCAGCGGAGCAAUACCAGGGGGGAGGUGGGGGGGGGAAACAGAUGCUCUGUCAUUGUGCCUGAGCACCAGCCGCAGUGUCGCAUUAGGCUAAUGACAGGUUAGGAUGUGGGUGUGGUGGAGCAUAAUUGCUUAAUAUUAGCAAAGGGCCUUGGUGGAGGUGGACCCAGAUGCUGGCAUUAUGAUAUGUGAGACGUGCACAGCAAGCUGAAGUGGCCCUCACAGGAGCUAAAGUGAAGCUGCUGGUUCCCAGGUUUGGGGUGUAUCAGGAGAUGGGCCACUCUGACUGAUGGGGUGCAAUCCACUGGGAAAUGUUUGUUACUGGCCCUGCUUUGGAGGCCUAGGCAGCGAUGUUCUGAAUACCAGUUGCUGGAAUCCGCAGGAGGGGAAAAUGCUCUUGUCCAUGAGUCCUGCUAGGGGGCUUUUGAAUAGGGGCAUCUGGUUGGCCACCAUAAGAACAAGAUUCUGGACUAGAUGAGCCAUUUGCUUGAUCCUAAUUUGUACUUUCUGAAAUAAUACACAAAUCGAAACACAGCCACCCUUUAAAACCAUCACUUCUCCACAUUUCACAGUGCAGUUCUCCAGCCAAGUGAUGUGCACAAAAAUGCAUAUACUGGCAUAAAGUAUGCAUAUAAUUGCAUAUAUUAGGGUAAAUUAUAUUAAAAAAUGCAUUAUAUCCCGGGAAGCUACUUUGAAAAUGUGUAUAUUAGGAGAAAUUGAAACUAAAAUGCUGGUGAAUUUUCAUGAGCAACUUAAAAAAUAAAUAAAUCUCAAGCUGAUGUGGAUAUGUGGAGAUUUAAAAAUAAGCACAUUGGAGACACCAAAAUUGACAAAUUUGUUGAUUCCCAGGACCAAGGUCCAAAGGGGGCACUUCCUGUGGACAGCUGAAUUGCCAGCUAUUGUGGUGAUUUUGUUUUAUAGAAAUUUGUUUUUUGUUUGUUUAUAAAAUAUAUUUGUAUAUGAUAAGAUAGUAUAUGAAAUCUGUUUACAGCACUAAAAACAUAAAACCAUAGAGUUAAAAACAUACACCAAUUAAUUAUUAUGGAAGGCUAUAUUCUCAAUCGUAAUUUUAAAAGGGCCAAGGAAGUGGGGGCCUGAUUACUUUUUAUCACUUGAUUUAGGAGGGGAAGUUUUGAUAGCAGAUUUUCGAAUUCAAAAUAACUAUCUUAUGUCAGUAGAAAUCAAAAUUGAAUUAGGAGCAUUUCUUUUCUGUAUAAAUAAAUAUCUACCUCCCUCCUACUAACAGUAUGUCACUGACCACCAAUGUUUAGUCAGGUUGAAUAUCCCUACUAGAGCAGAUCAGCCAUAAAUUCCUCACAGCAUUUGUACUUUUUUGUGGAGAUUUUAAUGCCUCAGUUGGAGCAACUGCAGAGGGUCUCUUGGUACCUUUUCGCUUAGACUCAGAAGAUAUUUUCCUAACCUCACAUUGUUCUUUGGACAAGAUGAUGCACACACAGAGCCUGAAACUGUUGCAAUUUGUAUUCCAGCAUAAUUUAUAUGUUCUUCACAAGAGUCCUCUAGACAUAUCUAAGGGUCAAUAUACUUAUUUGAACAAGCAUGCUGGAAGUGCUUUCAAUCACAUUAUAGUCUCUCCUUCAUUAUUCACUUUUGUAGGGGACAGGGGUGGCGCUGUGGUCUAAACCACUGAGCCUCUUGGGCUUGCCAAUUGGAAGGUUGGCGGUUCGAAUCCCCGCGAUGGAGUGAGCUCCCGUUGCUCUGUCCCAGCUCCUGUCAACCUAGCAGUUCAAAAGCAUGCCAAUGCAAGUAGAUAAAUAGGUACCGUUGCAGUGGGAAGGUAAAUGGCGUUUCCGUGCGCUCUGGCACUUGUCAUGGUCCUCCGUGCACCAGAAGCAGUGUAGUCAUGCUGGCCACAUGACCCGGAAAUCUGUCUGUGGACAAACGCUGGCUCCCUCGGCCUGAAAGUGAGAUGAGUGCCGCAACCCCAUAGUUGCCUUUGACUGGACUUAACCCUCCAGGGGUCCUUUACCUUUACAUUUUUAUUCACUUUCGUGAACACUUUUGAAGUGCUAGAACAAACAGAAAGCAACUACUUUCCAAUAUCAGUGAUCCUACGUCCUUUAACAGAAAACAUACUAACUACCAAAUCCUCAAGAGUGUGUUGAGAAAUACAGGACAUGACAAACUUGAGCCACCUUUUCGUGAGCAAAUCUCCAAAUCUUGUUGAUGUCUUCCAGCAAAUUGUCACAGAACCCAGGCCCUAUUUGAUAGCUUAUAUAAUUAAUAACAACACAGAGACAACACACCUUGACUGGUUUGAUGGUCAAUGCAAAGCAGCUAAGAAAGUUCUGGUUAAAGCAAUUAGAGAUUUGCAUAAGAAUUCAUCAGAGGCUUCCACAGAAAAUGUGAUCAAAUGUAGAUUGGAAUACAAGACUCUGUUCAAAAGCAAGAAAGCUGAAUAUACAAAAACCCAGUGGCAGGAACUGGGACUAGCAGUAAUGGAAAUUAAGGAAGACAAAUUCUGGGAACUGGUGGCCCAGAGUUUAAAUGAAGUGAGAUCAUUACAAGAAGCCUCAAUUCCUCCCUUUAAUUAUGUUAAAUGUUUCUCCAACAUAUUUGGUGGCCAAUAUUUGGCCACCUCAUGAGAAGAGAAGACUCCCUGGAAAAGACCCUGAUGUUGAGAAAGAUUGAGGGCACAAGGAGAAGGAGAUGACAGAGGACGAGAUGGUUGGACAGUGUUCUCGAAGCUACAAACAUGAGUUUGACCAAGCUGGAAGACAGGAGUGCCUGGCGUGCUCUGGUCCAUGGGGUCACGAAGAGUUGGACACGACUAAACAACAACAACAAAAUCUGGGCAAACAUAUGUACCAGCAGUGUUUAAGGAUUUCUCAAACCUACCUGAUUGGCAACCAGUCUCCUGUAAUGAGAUAAAGGCCAUUAUUUCAAAUAAUGCUCCUGGAGAAGAUACUCUUCCACCUGAGCUCUAUAAAGAAUACAUGGAAUCAUGGAAGUCUAUCUUGGCUGGCUUAUUUACCACCAUAAACAACACAGGCCAAAUGUCCUCUGGGUAUUGAGGUUUUAAAUAAUUUUUAUUAAGAUUUCAGUGAAAGAUAUUGAGGUUUUAUUGAGUAUUAUUUUCCUGAUUUAUAAGAAAGGAGAUAGGAAGAAUCCAGAAAACUAUCAGCUGGUUAGACACUUCCUCAAAGCUAUAGGCAUGGUAUCUCCUUCAAAAUUAUCAGACUAGUUGCAAAAUAGCAACAUUAUUCGUGAAGAACAAGUGGGAUUCAGAGGAGGGCACAGCAUCAAUGAUCGAUGUUUUACUCUUAACCAUAAGGAAAUAUACUAAGAACAUUAAGAAUUAUCCUUAUGUAGCCUUUAUUGAGUUUUCUGCAGCAUUCGACUACUAAUUGAAACAGACAGGGAGAAAUUUCGAAUUGCUAACAUUGACUACAGAAUUCUGCUAUUCAUCCACGAACUAUACAGCAAUACAAGAAAGAGGUUUAAAUGAUGGCAUGGCUGAUGCGUUUAAAAUGUCAUAAGGAGUGAAGCAAGGUUGCAUUCUGGCUCUCACUCUUUUUAACUUUUAUAGCAAUGAUUUGGGGAAAUAUUUAGCCAAUGCAAGCUCCACCUCUCCAGUAAUUAGGAACAGAAAGAUCUCCUUAUUGAUGUAUGCAGAUGAAUUAGUGCUCCUCUCUCUUUCUUGAUUGGGCCUCAAAAAUCUCUUGAGGGGUGUUUAGCACAUGCUGUAAACAGGAAAGCCUAUCUAUAAAUUACUCUUAAGACCAAGAUUAUGAUUUUUGGCAAAGACAGUCCUAGGUAUAAAUGAUUUUUUAGAUCAGUGAGCUAUUGAACAAACUUACUCAUUUAGAUACCUGGGUGUACACUUUAGUGAAAGCCUUUCUUGGAAGUGUCAUACGGAAGCAGUGAAAGUUAAAGCACAGAAAACCAUGGGGCAUUGAUGAAGUUCUUUUACAAUAAAGGAGGGAAGCUGAUUGAACCUGCCCUAAAGAUAUUUGGUAGGAUAGUGCUUAUUCAAAUGCUCUAAGGUUUUGCAGUCUGGGUUUUGGAAAGUGUGCAGAAUAUAUUAUAUCUAUAUCUAUCUAUCUAUCUAUCUAUCUAUCUAUCUAUCUAUCUAUCUAUCUAUCAAUCAUCUAUCAUCUAUCUAAAAAUACUCUACCAUCAGGAAUAUCAGAAGCUCUUUUUCACACAUAAUCCUCAUGGCCAACAAUUAAGGCAAGAGCGGACAGUGCUCCUUUAAAGUAUAUUUUAAAAACUGCUACUAUGCCUAUUGAGAGUUUUCCUGUGCUGUAUGGACUUGGGUGAUAACCAGCUUGUCAAGGUGUUUUAGAAAUGAACUCUGCUUUGACAUUGAAUAAGUGUCAAUUAAGGAAUUGGCUUUUCUGGACAGGAGGGACCUACAACUAAACUGGAAACACCAGAUUUCCCCCUUGGUAUCCACUUUUGAGAAGAGAGCAUUUUAGAGCUUGUUAUAUGACUAAACUCUGACCAGUUUCCUUAAGAACUGCAUUUAUUGCACUGCGUUGCCAAGUGAUGACCACUGCAUUCUUGGAAGGCUGCUACAGCAAGGUCCCAUAAGCAGGCAGCCUUUGUAUUUGUGGUCAACCGCAGGUGGAAGACUUCAUUCAUUAUCUGUUAGCCUUAAAUAGAGACCCCAGAGAUUGCUUUCUGAAACAAGCAAGCAGGCACAGCCCAGCAGAAAUGGUUCAAUUUCUUUUGAGUGGCAAUAAUAGCUUUGUAACACACAAGAGUGGCCCUCUAUGCAUUGGCUGCAAAAAAACAAAACAAAAAUGCAGGCAAAACAACCAAGGCAAAAGGAGUUAGAUAAAAAAAAUUAUAUAUUGAUGUGGUGAUUCAGAGAUUUAUUUUGACAUCAAGCUGGGCUUGAGUUUGUUGGUGUCUCUGGUAACUUCUCUUACACCACGGAUGUUGGCAAAUUGCAUUUUAAAAAGGGAAAAUAGUAUUAGAAUUGGAGCUGUCAGAGAUGCACAAGGAAAACUGUGUUUUAAUGCUCAGAAUCUUAGCAAAGUCUUUUUUUAUAUUUUGCCUGUAUGUUCUGAAUUAUUUCAUUAAUACUAUUGCUUAAUACAAGUUUGUCAUGGCCUUUGUCUCUAGAACAAUAAACUUAUGAACUGACCUUUGUAUUCAUAAUUGCCUGCACAGAUCUGGCAGAAUAGAAAAGUUUUAAUUGCUAUCUAAACAAGGAUGUGGCCUCAAUAAUUGGUAAAGAUGGUUAAAUGGUAAAAGCCAUGCCUAUGAAGAUGACUUUGCUCACGACAUUUCCAACAUCCCUCAUCAGGCUCACAGAACUUCAUAAAAAUGCCAGAUGCAGAGAGCGCUUGACGUCUCUGGAAAAAGGGGAUGUGUGUGUGUUCGUGUGUGUGUAAAUAAUUAAUUCCUUUGCAAAUGAGGAAUUCCAGUGUGGUUUGAGCAGACUGCUUUAUGUCUCCCCAAAAUCUCUUUGAAGCCUUUUAAAAAACACACAAUGCACAGCGUGAUGUGAAGCCAGCCUGUUGGUCAUAACAUCAACAGCUGCUCCAGAUGGACUGGAAAUGCUAUUGGCUGCUGACGCCAGACCCUUGCAGAAAGUGCUCCAGUGUUCUGCAAAGAAUCAAAUGUGCUUCAAUCUGCCUUUGGGGUCAGAUUGCACUUCCCAGCAGCAGCAGUGUGGGGGAUCUUUGCUAUGCCAUUGCCAUAACACUGAGAAGAAGAAAAACUCUGUCAUGACUCUCAGAUUUGGCCCCUUUGUGGAAGAUUCAGGCGGCAAUGAAACAAGGCUGCUGCAUUCAGAGGAUGAUCCUCAGUGCUUCCCCCUUGGUUCCCCUGACCUGAGGAGGGAGCUAUUCUGCCUUUCUCAGACUUGGGAGGUAUUUCCACACCUGCUAUGGUGCAGAGGUCAGCCCACAGUUGAACUAUGGAACUCGCUCACACAGGAGGUAGUGAUGGCCACCAACUUAGGUGGCCUUAAAAGAGGAUUAGACAAAUUCAUGGUGGACAAGGCUAUCAGUGGCUUCUAGCUGGAGGCAGUAAUGUUUCUGAAUAUCAGUCUCUGGAAACCACAGGAGAGGAGGGGACCCUUGUGUCCAGGUCCUGCUUGCAGAGUUCCCUUUGGCUUAUCUGCUUGGCCAGUGAGAGAACAGGAUACCUGAACUAGAUGGAUCAUUGGCUGGAUCCAGAAGGCUCUUCUUAUUUCUGCAGAAACAGAUAAGGUCUCCUACACAUGGCACAAAAAAGCUCCCCAAGGAAGUGGGUCAUAGGAAUGUAAACCUUGCACAAUAUCAAAAGCUUAUUCCAUCCAGUUCAAAUUGCCUACAACGACUAGCAUCAGCGAUCAAGGAUUUCAGGCUGGGUGUCUCCUAGCCUGCCCUAGAGCCGAUGAGCACUGAAUCUGAGGCCUUCAUGUAAAGCAGGUGCUGUGCUAUAGGAAUCUGCCUUAUACUGAGUCGGACCUUUAGUCCAUCUAGCUCAGGAUUGUCUACAGUGAUUGGCAGGGGGCAUUCCCAGCCCUACCUGGGGAUUGAACCUGGGACCUUCUGCAUCCAAAGCAGACGCAGUACCACUGAUCAAUGAGCCUUCCUCUUGAGGUCAGCUGCAUCACAGGGCUUUCUAGCCUACUAAGUGAUGGAAUGUUUCCUUGAAUUCUAUUCAUUUAUUUAUUUAAAAACAUUUACAAACCACUUAAUAUUUAAAAAGCACAACACAAAAAGUAUAAACAUAGAAUAAAAAUACAGUAUAAAACCACUAGAACAUGUGCAAAAGCAUAUAAAUGGGGUUUUUUUGUCUGCCUGGAUGGAGGAAAGGGAGGUGCUGUGUUUCUCUGUGUGUGUGUGUGUGUGUGUGUGAGUGAGAGAGAGAGAGAGAGAACUAGCUUACUGUACAAAGGUAAAAUUUGCAUCAGUUGCUCCACCCACUUUUGCCUCUGAUCCCACCCCCCACUGGCAUGUGCCCCCCCCCCCCCGGGAGGUUGCCUAGGAGUGAAUGUGGCCCUUGGGCUGAAAAAGGUUCUUCAGCCCUGUUCUACACUGACUGGCAUCGGCUCUCCAGGGUUUCAAGCAAACACCCUUUCACAGCCCUACUUGGAGAUGCAGAGGACAGAGGGAUGGAGCCUGAGACCUUUUGCAUGCAAAGAAGAUGCUCUUCCACUGAGCUGGGACCCUUCCCCAAAAGGCUUGUUUUAAAGACUAGCAAGUUUAUUACGGCAUCAGCUUUUUGUGGACCAGAGCCCACUUUGUCAGAGGCAUGACGUAGGGAGUGCAGAUGUUCAGAUUCUUUGAUAAGGGGGGUGGACCGAUCAGACAGCCUCGGAAGGCAAGGAAUGGUGGCCAAUGAAUCACAUUCUCCAGGCAGAGCUCAGACAAGAUUGGAAAGAACGGAGUGACCCAGCCCAAGUAGCAGCCGCUGGGUCGCAAUAAAUCAGCAGAGCAAGGAAACACAAAACAACGGGAGCAUUAAAACCCGAAGGAGGACAGCAAUUUCCUCUAGUGAGCCAUGGAAUAUGGAUUCCAUAGUAGCAAAUGUGCUCAUACGAUAUGAUAUGAUACGAUACGAUAAUCUUUGUUGUCAUUGUCUCCAUAGAACCCUCAUCACCCUGAAUUACAGCUCCCAUAAUUAUUUGGGGGAAGCCAUGCCUGUCUAAAGUGGUAUCAUAGUGCUUUAAAUAUAUGGUGUGAAUGUGGCUUUAGCUGGUUCCACCAGUCAUUGACUCUGCCUCUGUCUGCCAUUGGCUCUGGCUCCAUCUACUGUUGCUCCAUGCCUUCUGCUCUACCAGGGCACUGGCCGCCACAGGCUGACGCGCUGAAGUCCCAGAAUAAACUAGCAGAGAGUCAUCAGUUGCCCCUUUUGGCAUCCUCAGAGGCACUGGUCCUUAAUAGAUCUCCCAAGCAGAGUUGCCAAGCCUUCUUGUCCUCCUGGACUGCACUGCCUCCCUGUCUGAUUGCUUAUUCACAACCUUACCAAGAUGCACUGAAUUUACCAGAAAUCACUGGUGGCUGUGUGGCUUAUUGGCAGAGCACAUGUUAUACAUGCAGAAGGUCCCAGGUUUUAUUCCCAGUUUCUCCAGUUAGCAGGGCUGGGAAAUACCUGCCUGCAUGAACUCCAGGAAGUCAGUCAGAUCAGACAGUCCUGAGGUAGACUGACAAUGAUUGGUGGAAGGCAGUUUCCUAUGUUUAUGGGUGACUCAGGAAGCUGAACAGUGUCUGCCGGCCACUACAGGUGCAACUGGCCUCUUGGCUUGGAAAUUUGAUUUUAUCACUCCAGUUCUACAUAAUUUGCAGAAUGCUAGAGAUCUGGGUGCCUUGGGAGCUGCCUUUUCCUUGCACCCUCUGAUUGACAUCUGAGGCCCGGCUCCAAAUCCCUCAGCAGGCAAGGGUGGUGUCAACUAUGGGCAGAGCUUUUUCUGCUGCAGCUCCUACCCUAUGGGAUGCUUUCCCAGGUGAGGUCUGUCAGGCCCCAUUGCCAUUGAGAAACUUUCAGUUAAUUGUGUCAUUUUUUUCUGGUUCAGUUCAGUGUUAUUUUCGUGCUGCUGCAAUUUGUUAAACAGGUUGGAUAAUGUUAACUUAAAUAGGAGCCUUGGAGCUGCAAUGUGUUGACAUCUCAGUGCAUAUCUUGUUCUCAUAUUUUCUCUCUCUUUUUUUGGCAAAGAAAUGAAAAGGAAGCAAUUGCUUUCUUCUGUAAAGCUUCUGAUUUCUGUAAAUAAAUUAAAAAGGAGCAAUUGCUAUCUUCUGUAAAGCUUCUGAUUUUGCUUUAAAACAUCUAUGUUUUUAUUAUGUAUAAUAUGAAUGAAAAAAAUAAAAUUAAAUUAAAGCCUAGGUGGAGCUUAAAAACAUUUUUAAGGGGUUAUGUUUGUUUUGCUUGGUUUAUUAUUAUGAGUGUCUGUUAGCUGCCAUGAGUCUCUUUGGGAAAAUAGGGUAGAAAAACUGAAAUAAAACAAUCAAAGGCACACUAUUACGGAAGAGAAUGUGUGGUGGCGAUGGUGGCAGCUGAAUUUGGCUUCUUCAAGCCUGUUACAAGAUACACACAGAGGUUUCUUCUGCUGCAUGAUCUCCAGACCUGAGAAGGUAGCCAAACUGAGACCCGGAGCAAACCCCUUUGUAAUUAGUUCAGAUUCUCAGCUACUGCUUAAAAUGACUCAAACGGCUAGAGGCCUUGCUGCUCCUGCUCCUCAUGUUCUGUGCACACAUUUCUACAAGUCAGGAUCUGAGCAUCUGCUUCCGUCAGCCACCAUCCAUUUCUCUCAUACUUAUGGGCACCAGUUCAGAGGAAGCACUCGCGCCAGCGAUGCCAUGGUGGCACCAACCAUUCCAGAUCUGCCUUCAGGGACUCAUGUGCCCCGGAGGUCUGAGGAUCUGCUAUGUCUCCCUCUUUCUCUUUUGCCCUUCUCUCUUCUCCCAGGCCCAUUUUCUCGUCGGUGCUGUGAUAAGAUAGGAAACCACUUACGUGAAGUAGGAAAGGAAAUGGCAUCUCAGGCCGGCAAAUGUUGUGGGUAUAUGUGGCUCCGUCGUAGAGCACGUGGCCUGCAGCUCCAGUUACAAAUGUUGGGAGAUGUAGGAGAGGCAAGAGGAAGGACUUCUUGACACAGUGCAUAGUUCAGUUGUGGAAUUUGCUUAAAGAGGAGGCAGUGAUGGCCACAAACCUAGAUGGCUUUAAAAGAGGGUUAGACAAAUUCAUCUUGAUGGCUACUAGCCAUGGGGGCUAUUGUUCUACCUCUACUGUGAGAGCCACUAAAUGCCUCCGAAUGCUGGUUGCUGGAAGCCACAGGAGGGGAGGUGCUGGUGAGCUCAGGUCCUGCUUAUAGGCUUCCCAUUGAGGUGUCUAGUUUGCCACUGUGAGAAAAGGAAGCUGAAUUAGAUGAGCCACUUGCCUGAUCUGGCAGGCUCUUCUCGUGUUCUUAUACAAUGUUCUCAGGCUCUAGGAACUUGGACCCAAACUUUUUUGGCAGCCCCAUAUAGAAAUACUUCAGCCACUUAGUUCUGGCUUCAUGGUGUAUGCAAGGCUUUGGGUUCUAGGGUCAAUUACAGAUGGCUCUCAGUUUCAAGUAUAGAGCUGGGGGAAAGCAAGGGGAAGAGCCAUAGCUCAGUGGUAGAGCAUCUGUUCUGCAUAAAGAAGGUCCCUGGUUCAGCCCCUGGUGUCUCCAGAUAGGACUGGGAAAGACACCUGUCUGAAACCCUGGAUAGCUGCUGCCAGUCAGUGUAGAGAAAAUGGACCCCAGUGUUCUUACUUGGUAUAAGGCAGCUUUGUAGGUUUCUGUGAUACAGAAAGAAUCCCCAAAGAUAGAAAGUCUAAUUUUGUUGAGUAAUCCUCUGCUUUUCAGCAGAUUCAUGAACUGAUUAAAUUCACAUCAAUUUGCACAUUUAAACACCCAUAUAGGCUCUGUUUUCAACUACUAGAGGAUUUGUGAGAUAAAUGAUGAUGUUGUAUAAGCAAAAGCUGCCGUGUAUUACUAGAGGGGAAGGGCAUCCUUCAUACUGGCAUAUUCUAUUCCCUUUCACCAAAACCCAAAGAGCCCCCAAAUGCAAACCCUUAGCUUACAUCACCCUCAGCCACUACCAAUUAAUCAACCAAAAAUUUAAGUUGAUUAACCUGCUGGGUGAAGCUGUUCAAAGCCUAGUGUGAAAAAUUGGUUUUGUCCCCCCCCUUACAGUGUGUGUGUGUGAGAGAGAGAGAGAGGGUGGGGAAUGAAUCCCCCAAAUGUUGGAGGGGUAGGGUCAUUCCACACCUGUCCGUAUCUGUGUGAUGCAGGCCCUGCUCAAGGAGUUUUGCCAAACCUCUCAAGAAGCCCUGCACUGGUGGUGGAUGUGUUCUGUUCAUCUGUUGUCUUGCACUCAAUUUGCUCAGGCCCUUCUUAGCGCCUCUAAGUGGAUUGCGCUCCUCCCAGCUGUCUUCUCUGGGCAUCGAAAUGCUCAGUGUUUGAGGGGAUAGAACGGAGCACUGUGGCAGUCUCUGAGCACUGAGGGCAAAGGUAGAAACUGACUUCUUGCGGGGGCUUCUUUGCUCUUCAUCCUCCCUCCAAUGAGUCAAACCAGAUUCCUCCUCCUCCUAUCCUGAGUGGUGGGAGGGAUCAGAACUUUAAUCUGAUGUAGAUUAUAUCCAUCCACCCACUCCCUCCUUCUCUUCCUCUUUCUUUCCGUUCCUCCCUCCUUCCCUCUCUGCUGCUGCUCCCCUCCUUUCCCUUCCCUUCCUGCUUCAUCUCUUCAAAGAAGUGAGCAUAAAGUUAACAAGCAGAAAGAAAGAGAGGGAGGGAAGGAAGGAAGGAGAUGAAUGAGUGAAGGAAGGGAAGAAGAAGAGAGCUCUCAGAAGAGAGGCGCCCUGCCACUUGUGCCCAGUGGAGCUCUAGAUUUGACUGCUGCCGCCUCUCUCCCUUUGCUCCUAAGGACUGCCUUUCAUGGAACCAAUUGCCCGCUUCCCUUUCUAAGCCUGUCUCCCGGAAAGGCAGCUUCAGCAUAUUAUGGGCAACUGUGUGAAGUCUCCACUGAGAAACCUCUCAAAAAAGGUACGUUUCCCCCCAGCAUCUUUGGGACAGGGUGACCACUUGGUGUCGCUUAAACAGGUAGGGAGGGUUUGUGGGAAGCAGGUGGAGAUGUGUCUCCCAAACUCCCCGCCUAAAGUUGGUCAUCGGUUGGGCAGCACAGAGGCUGAGAACAGUCACUUGUGGGUGUUUGUGUGCAUGAAAGCAUGAUCCCGUCCAUGUGCAGUUGUGUGUCGACACAGAGGUAUGUGCAGUUGUGGGCACAUGUUUGCAAAACAUGGGGCAUGAGGCACUAGGAAGCACUCCAGCACAAGCUGCAUAUAAAUGAGCAGGAGAUGCUCCUCUUGGUAUAGGUGCCAUUAAUUGCCUUGAGAAUUGUGCAGGAGAUCCUCUCGGGAUUGUUGUGCCCAGUGCCUUUUUUCUGGGGGGACACAUACCCCUAAACGUUUUGUGUAUCUAAGUUUGGCCUCAUUGAGGGACAGUAUUUCAAUAUUAGUAGGAAAAUGAGAGUAUCCCUAAACAUUUUUUUAGAAAAAAGCACUGGUUGUGCCCCUUGUUGGUUGAUUACAAGUGUGUUCACGUUUCUGUACCUAAACAUACUAGCACACAUGUUUUGUACAAAGCUACCAACUGAAGCAUCUUUCUAUGGGUGUAGGUGCACUUGUUGCUUUGUGCAUAGAUGUGCAGAGUGCAAAUCCAUUAGCGCAUAUUCUUCAUUAGGGACACAACUAAAUGGUGUCUAGUUUGCGGUGCAUUUUGUGUUAUCGCAAUCAGGCUGUUUAAGCCACAAGCGCAUAUCCUGGCUAGGUUGUCCCCCGUGCUUCCAUGAGGGUCUGUGAUCUGUCAUCCCUGUUGAAACAAAGAUUUUAGGGUAUUGCUAGCAGUUACUGCACUCUGGGACAGGGGAAGAUGUGACCUCCUUCCCAAAUCCCCCUCUGCCCUUCCCCAGUUUUCUGUUGGGGGGUGGGUCCAGCCACUGUUUCUUCAGCCCCACCUUCUGCAUUAAUGUAGGUCAGCCCUUCCGGCAGUUAUGUGCCAGUCCUCAUUUACCCUGGAAGAAUCACUUCCAUGGUAAACAACAAUGACCUUUAAAGCAUGAAAUGGACUGGAUUUUGCAUCGUUUAGGGUGCACGUUUUCCUAUGUGCUGCUUCACACACCCUUUUCUCUGAGGCCUUGUCCUGACUCCCCCAUCCAUGAGGGUAAGUUGCUGGGCCUUUGCUGGGAUAGCUUGUACCCUUUGGAAUUAUUUGUUGUGGGAAAGCCAUAACGUUAAUUUCAGCACACUGCCGAUGCUUUUUAAAAAACACAUUUUUAAGUAGUUAAUCUUAACUGGCUGUUGAUGCUGCUGUUAAGUUCUGUGUUUAUAACUCGGCUGAGGGUUUCAGUGGGUGUUUUCGUCUAUAGCGAAGUGUUUGGAUUUUAGCUGCGUGAUCAGUUGUGCUCAAGGUUCUUCCCCCCCAUACAUUCUUAUUGAAUCUUCCUGUGAUUUUCUGCUGUAAUCACUUCAAGUAACUUUUGGCAGAGAAUGCAACAGAUAGGCUUUAUAAAUAAAACUAGCAAUACAGCAGAGCACCCACAUAGCAUUUACUGAUUCCCCGCUUCCCCUUCCAUUUCUAUGCUCUGGCAAAAAGGUAUAUUUGUGGAAAUAAGUAACACACACACCCCACGACUGAACUGUGAAUGGAGUUCAACCUGGAAGGUGGGCACACAUUUGCCCAAUAACACCACCAGGCACUUCCAACUUGUUGUGGCAUCAGUGGCAGUGCAGGAACAGUAGCCAUCUGUUAGUAAUUGGAUGAUGCUGGUGAUACAGGGAAGGGCCGUAGCUCUAUGGCAGAGCACCCACUUUGCAUGCAGAAAGUCCCAGGUUCAAUUCCUGGCAGCAUCUCUAGGUAGGGCCAGGAAAGGUUCCCUGCCUAAAAACCCUAGAGAGCCAUUGCUGCCACCCAGUGAGGACAAUACUGAUCUCUGUAUAAAGCAGCUUCCUGUGUUCUUAAUGACAAGUGGAGCAAGGGAUUAUUGAAACAGAAGGAAUAAGUGAAGUAAGCAGAUGCAGAUAUUUGGGCAGGUUCAAAAGGUUGUGAGUUUGUGGGAUGAACGUCUGUGCUCCUUUGCAUGUAUCUGUGCGCACAUUGAUCCAGUUAUGUACAGUGACGUAGCCACACAUAUGGACAGAUGCUCACAUCUAUGCCCCACACCUAUCUGUGGGGUGGCCUUCUCCUCUAUGAACACAUAUCUGUCCUGGCAUGUGUUUAAGCUUCCCCCACAUAUGUGCUCCUGGUAUGUAAAUGUCUGUGUUUCAGAUCCCUCCCUCUCCCAGGUGGUUUGUGUGAGUGUUGGCAUUCAGCCAGUGGACUGCUUUAUGUUGAAGUGCUCAGAAUAGUUUGUGGACACAGAAGCAGCAGUAGCAGUGUAGCGGUAACAUGGGUGGCUGUUGAGCUGGCAAUGGAGCUGAUUCUCCACCAUUGCGAACUUCAAAAUAAACUUCUGGACAAAAUGCUUCCUAAAUUUGCUUGCUGAGACGCCUAGCAAAUGGAUAUUGAACAGACUCACAAGGCUUAAUUGAUAGAUUAAUCAAAGUAAAGUUUUAGUUGACUGACUGGUUGAUGGAGCCAAUUUUUACUAAUAGUUGAAGUGUUUUUGUUCAGGGCAGGCAUGUCUUCCUAGAUAACAAAAAGAAGCAGCAAACUAUCCCAUGUACCAAUGAACAGAGCCUUUGUUUUGACAUGCCGUGUGCUGUCUUGUGCUUCCUUUAGUAUCUCCAAGAGGCACCCCUGGUACUAUCCAAAUGUAUUUAACCCAUUAAUUGUUUGUGGGGCAGGUCAGAUGUAAACUGCUGACAUCCUACUGGCCAGAUACAUCUUACUAAUAGUUUUCCGAAUCUCUGACUUAGGAUUCUAAGGUCAGGGCCGAUGAAAUUCUCUUUCCAGAAGUUUCAAGCCAAUGAAAGGAGGAAGUGCUCUCUCUUUGUGUGCGUACACUCACCUACCUAAUGGUAGAGCCGGCCCUCUGCCUAAUGGUAGGGUCAACUGACACUCAAGUUAUCCCACCAAUGCCUAUGAUGAAAUAAUUUUUGCAUUGUUUCGAGAGCUUGUUUUGGGUUUCACCAGAGACAACAUAUAAACAUACAAACACACACACCUGUCUGUUUCGCAUGGAGCACAAUGCCAUCCAUGCUUCCCUCUCUGGAAAACUUUGUUCUCUGUCCCAUGUAGCAAACAGAGGGACAUCCCUUCUGCUGUGUGGUCUUCAUGAGGACACUUCUGUACCGAGCCGUGUACUUUGCUUUCUGUCACAUAUGUGUUGUUGUUGUGGAUUCUGGCCUUGAUGCUAUUCUUGCGCCGUGAUGCCAAUAGCAUCAUACCUUGGCAGAUUGACUCAGGGCUGUGUGUUUUUGUUAAAAUAAGAAAAAUGCCAGCUCCCAUCAAGCUGGAUAUGUGUGUCGUGCAACAAACACACGUGGCCUCUAAACACAGCCGUGCAUGCAAAUCUGUGAGCAUCUGUGUCCAUGUUCUCAGCCCUGCCAAAAGGAGGGUGCAAUGCUUUGCAGCACUGCCUUUUUUAAUUUUUGGAAGGCGAUUGCCCAAAGCUGCCAGCAGCACCAUGAAGAAACAAGCUCCCUUUCUCUGUCUCCCAUGAAAACAACGAUGGGGUUGUUAAUGUUUACUGCGUACGAUCCAAAGGUCCCUGUGAAGGGAAGACGGCUAGCUUUUUAUAGCUGCAUGAGAAUGUCAGGAUGAAACGUUUCUGCCAGAACCCAGGCCGAUGCAUUGCUAUAUAAGGCAGCCGUUGCUUCUCCAGUGGGGCCAGGAACUCUCAAGACCAGAUUCCACUCUGGGGUCCCAGAAUGCUGCUGGGAGGUGCCUCUUGUGAAAGCAAAACAAGACAGCACCCCACGUAAUGUGGAACAGAGGAGGGUGGCGGAGACUGAGUGGGAUUUCUGAUAGCGAGGGAGCCAAACAGGCCUGCAUUAGGUUUGAGUGAAUGACCAAAGGCCCACUGUGCCCUUUGCCACUGAUCCUGUAAUACUUGCUAUUUUUCUAAAAAGAAAUACGCUCGGCAUUGAAGCCCUGCUCUUUGAAAUCCUGAUCACAUAAAUGCACAGAUAGUCACUUCUGGAAUUUCAACACGCAACAGGAAUUUCAACUUCUGCUAUCUUCCUUUACAUUAUUUAUUUAUUUAUUUAUUUAUUUAUUUAUUUAUUUAUUUCACUAUUUUCAAAAAUGAAACGCAAAGCAUCUUUAAAAAAAUGAACAAUAAAAACAAGGAUAGAACAACCUGAAAUGUACAAAUAACAUGUAGGUAACUUUAAGGACUAGAAACUUACUUUUUAAAAAACCUGAGUCGCAGGACACUUACUUCUGUGGCCAUUGCCCAUUUUGUGCUUGUUCCCAUAUGGCCAGACCUAACUCCUGAUCAAAUGACCAAAUAGUGUAUAUUGAAUGCAUGGAGAUAAAGGUGGGAUUAUGGCCCCACUAGAACACCAGUUUAUUCAUUGGCUCUUCUGAACAGACAACUUAAGUCUGUCCUUACGUCUCCUGCAUACAGACAGCUGUUGAAAUGGAGCAGGGAAAUCCAGCUGCGAUGCUGGUGUUUCACACAAUAUCUUUUCCUAGGUGUCACCAAGGGUAGACACAGAUUGGAGAGACGCAGGUGGGUGGCACCUGCCCCUGCAAUGCCCAAUUUGGGCCUGAGGCCUCUCCAGCAUCCUGCUCUUUCUCAGGCUUCAUAGAGACUAGCAACUUUGGAAAUCUUUCCCUUUUUUAAAAAUGCCCACUGACAUUCUCAGGGAACUCAGUUCUGUAUGCAGUUCUGACAUUCCAGCAGUGUCACCUUGGGAAUACCAGGCUGCCCUGUGUAUUGUAAGCAAACUUAUAUUGGUACACAUGGGAAGCGCUGUGGUUACUAAUAUGCAGCUGCUCCAAGUGUCUUUCCAGGAUGUACGGGCCGCCCAAUUCAUGUUCAGCAGGAGCCCCAAGAGACACUUCUGUCAUCAGCCUUCUCUUGAACUCACAAAGAGCUACGCCUGUGCCUUGCAGGCUAGGCAUGAUUUCACCUCCAAUUGUUUUGGUCCAGGCAGCAGAGGAGAUCAGAGAAACCCUUUCUUCUUCUCUGCCCUCUUUCUAGUUGCUGGAAGGACGUCUGCAGUGCACAGAGGGCUUUUGAUGUCAUUUCCAAAGUGGGGGGGGGGACGACCUUUGUUGGCCGCUGAAAGUGAAUUCUAGUCCCUGGCUGCUCAGAGCUGUAACAAACAGAAGGGGUGUGUAUGUGUGAAGUGGUAUGUAUUGAAAGAUGAGGGGUAGGGGGUGGGGGAGACAGACGUAACUUACUAAGCAAGGUGGAAAUGGUUUAUACACAUCUUUGCUGUCCUGUACACACGUAUACCUCUCCGGGGAGGGGAGAAAGGUUCUGCAGCUUCUUAGCAAGUCCUUGCAGGGGAGGAGACAGGGGUAGGUGCUGAGCACCUACUGGCUAGUAUCCGAAUGUCGCCAGCAUAUUUCCCCUUGCACAAAUCCCUGUGGUACAUUUUCAACAGCUUUACAGUUUUCAAUAGUUUUAGAGUGUUAUUUAGGGGUGGGUGGAGGUGGUGUGGUGAAAGGGGGGGGGAAUGUGAUACUUAAAACGUUGCGAUAUUCCUUAAAAGCACAAGGGUAGCUCAAAGAGUCAGUCCACAGUUUCUGCUUGCGCUGCAAAUGGUGACGCCAGGUUCCUGUGGCAGGAAAAGAGCCUCUGUUCAGAUGGUUACGUCUGUCUUCCCCUUAAGUCUGGACUAGCCUUCGCCAACCAUGUGCCCUCCAAGGCGUUUUGGAUCACAACUCCCAUCAGCCCCGGCCUGGCCAUGCUGGCUGGGGCUGAUGGGAGUUGUGGUCCAAAACACCUUGAUGGGCCAAAGGUUAGCCGAGGGCUAGGCUGGCCUCUCUGCUCACUGAAAGCAUUGGAGCAGACCUGGGAGGAACCGGGAGGUAACUUCCUCUAUUGUAUCAUUUGCUUGCUGCUGGUUUGGCGGAGAAGAUCCACCAUGAGGACAAGACAUGCUAUACAGCUGUCCAGACGAGCGAGGAGGGGUCAACAGCCGGGGAGUACCAAGGCCCACUCAUGGUGCUGGCCCAGAACUGCGCUGUGAUGCACAACAUCCUGGGGCCGGCGUGUAUCUUCCUCAGGAAGGGAUUCGCAGAGAACAGGCAGCCAGUACGUAAGUUGCACCCGGAUGGGCAAGGCAAACACUGCAGAGCCCAGAGGGUGUGUGGAAUCAUGUGCCCUCACCCUCCUGUGGAUUGAAAGCAAAAAAAAAGCAUGUCGCCAUCUGGGUCUCAAGAGAUCCCCAUCACCUCCUUCCCAGCCCAGAAUGGUUGGGGUGUGGGGAAUGGGGGGAGAAAUGGUCAGCACUACGGCCAACAAUCGCUUCUCCUCUCAUACCCGUGGUUCAAUAAAACACAAUGCUAAUAAAGCAAACGUGCAGCCCUUUCACGACACCCAAAAUCAGCUGCUCGAGGCAACUGCCUCAUUCUGGCUCGUGGUAGGGCCAGUCCUAAUGGUAGGGCCGGCUAAGUAGCAUCCAAAACCUGUCACUUCACUUUGCCACAUCAACAGGGCCAACUUUGAGUCAUUACAUCGGUCAAUCUGUCAUGGGUGCUUUAGCUGAGAUACCUGCGUUGCAGGGGGUUGGACUAGAUGACCCUGGGGAUCCCUUCCAACUCUACAGACUUAUGAUUCCUGAGACACCUUACAGCAGUGGUGAGGAACCUCAGGCCCAGGUCAAAUGUGCCCCCCCCCAGCAUCUCUAGCUGUCUCUCAGGCAACACCCCUCAUUGCCCAUCUCCAAAGUGUUUUUGGCUGGCUGGAAUGUGUCACUGAUCUCUGCUCACGGCUCUUGCUUCCCUGGAAGGAGGGUACAUAGGAGGGCUGUGAGUGUAGAAACUGGCUGACUGUACAAAGGUAACAUUUACAAGUGUUGCUCCACCCACUGUUGUCUCUGGCCCUGUCCACUACUGGCAUGUGGCCUUCUGGAGCUUUCCCAGUAGGGAAUGUGGCCCUCAGGCUGAAAAAGGGUCCCCAACCCUGUUUUAUGGGGUAAAGUUGGACAUCUAUUACUCCAGGUUUGUCAAUGAGAAUAACCCUUACUUUGGCCCUUCCUAUGUCAUGGGGAGGGGAAUCCUUAGAGAGAGAGAACUAGGCAAACUGCCACUAAGGUUUACUGCCGCCACCCCUUCCGAUCAGUCUAAAUAAAAGCAGCAGGAGAAAUUGGAUAAUGGCACACUUUGAAAUUGCUGGCUUGGUGAGGGAGAUUUUCAGCUCAAGAGAUCCUCCUCCAACAAGGAGAGAGGAAUCUUUGCUUUGGCUAGGGAGCGGGCAGGAAUGUGAUUAAUUUCUCCCUGAAGAGUGAAUCCUACCUAAUUUGCACAUUCCCAAACAACAUACAAACCAAAACACGGCUGUCAUUUGAAAAAUCCACAUCUCUCAAUUUUGCAAUGCAGUUCUCCAGCUAAGCAACACGUGAAAAAUGCUUAUGCGAGUCCAGAAAAAUGCACAUAUUGUAACAUUAAAAAAUGCAUUAUGUAAGGGGAAUACUGAAUUGCAAAAAUGUGCUACGUUAGGCAAAACUGCAUACAAUAAUGAGUUGAUUAGGAGAAAUUUACAUUAAAUUGCUGAUGAAUUUUCAUUAGGGCUUUUGUUUUCUUAAAUAACAAUCAGAAACUGAUGUGGAAAUGCAGAGAACUGAACUUUGGGAUGGACAGAUGAGCAACUGAGAGAAACCGAAACGGAGGGAUUUCCCCAGCCCUAUCUCUGGCCCACCCCUCUGCAACCCAGUGGGUUUGCCCCACUGGAAGGAGACUCUGAGCACCUGCUGUUCUUUCACAAGCACAGGAGUCGGUGGGGAACUAGCUUUGUGGGCUUGAGACCCAGGAAAUGGAGGACUCCAUUUUGUGGGAACCUGCUGUGGGCCUAGAGCAGCUUGAUGGGGGCAAGGAGGUAGAGGCUGAGAACUGGGAGUGGUCUGCCCACCUUCCUCUGCCCUCAAUUGCCUGGAGAUCUGGAGAUGUUGCCCCUUCUUCCUGGGCAGCCAGCAGUGCAUUUCCAGCUUGGGCUUUCCUUUCUCUUGCUGCAGCUUUCUCCACCCAUCCCAUCUACCCUUGAAAACAAAAUGUUGGGCAUUUGCAAGUACUUCCUGCCUGGGCUGAAUCAUUGUCUCAUGUUACCUUUGUCUGCAGAUGCUCCAGUCUCUCUCAGGAGCUGCCUUUCUGCCCUAGGCAUCUGAGGAAUGGAUGGGGCCAUAGCUUAGUGGUAGAGCAUCUGUUUUGCAUGCAGAUGGUCCCAGGUCCAAUCCCCAGCAGCAUCUCCAGGUAGGCCUGGGGGAGACCUCUGAGUCUGAAAUCCUGGAGAGCCAUUACUGCCAGUCAGGGUAGCUAACAGUGAACUAGAUGGACCCAAUGGUCUGACUCAGUAGAAGGCAGCUGCCUAGGUUUCCUGAGAUGGUGCCUACAGCUUCCAGAGCCCCAGUUUUUUCCUACUAGCCAGGUUUUUUUUGGAGAUCUCAGGGCAACAUGGGAGGGGCUCAGCUGGCAUGAGAUGUUUCCACCAGUUUAGCUGGCUGCUGGGAGGGAGGUACCAGCAGCUCCCAGCUCUUCCAGGGAGAGCUCAUCAUGGCCAUCAGCCUAAUUCUGCCUUCUACUUUCUGUUCCUGGAAACAAGGCAAUCUUGGCUCUCUGGCGUGAGCAUCUCUAAUGAGCUGGUGUAAAUCUGAGAUGUGGAAGGACCUGGCUAGUGGGAUAGGCUUCAGAAAGGCUGCUCUUUCUCAGGUUCACUUGCUGGGAAGGAUAAUGUCAUGGGGUUUUAAUUCUUCCAUGUGCCUUUUUGCCUUGGGAGAGAGACAGUAGGCCACUGGCAGAGCACCUGCUUUGCAUGCAGAAGGUCCCAGGGUCAAUUCCUGGCAACAUCUCCACUCAACAUGCUCUCUCUGGAACCAGGGCCAGAAAAGAACCCUAUGUCCCUGCCUGGGAUCUUGAAUAUUUGCUGCUGGUCAGAGUAGACCAACUUGGCCAACCUGAUGCCUUCCAGUUAUUUUGGACUACCAUUCCCAUCAGCCCCUGCAAGCAUGGCUGUGCUGGAGGAGAAAAUAUGGCUGUAGCCAGGAGGAGUCCAAAGCAUCUGGAGGGCACCAAGUUGGUGAAGUCUGCAGGAGACAAUACUCUGGCUUUGAUGGACCAAUGGAUGACAUUGGCCUCUACAUAUGCUCAGAGGCUCCUGCCUUAACCCUGAUUUCGUCUAAAGGAGCUGGCUUUAAUCCCUGAUGUUGUUCCCUUGCAGGACAGAGAGCUACGGCCAGAAGAAAUAGAUGGUAAGGUUCUUGAUUGUCUUCUUUAUACCUAUAAAAAUGGAGUAGAUAAGACUGUGACAGCUAGGCAUGCUGGCUAUAUGAUACCUCCAGAUGAGAGACAGCAGGCCAGCUGAAUGCCAGCUACAGGGUUACAAGAGUGGGAGCAGGGCAGCUGCAAGUGGCGUCUAGUAGUCCCUGUGAGAGGCUGGACUACAUGCCCCUUUAGAAUCACAGAACUUCAGAGUCGCAAGGUGGAUCCAAAGGGUUAUUUAGUCCAACCCCCUGCAGCGCAGAAAUCACAGCUUUAGCCUGAUUCGGCUGCAGGGCAGCUCUGAUGCUCAUAUGCUGCUUUUGAGGGAAAAGCACUGCUGGCCUUCUGGGGUUUCCAACAAUGAGAUGCCAGCCACCCUCACUUCCUGGUUUUGUACCGACCUGAAUGAUAAUUCACAUAUUAUUUAAGAAGAUAAGAAGAGCCUGUUAUAUCAGGUCAAUGGCCCAUCUAGUCCGGCAUCCUGUUCUCACAGUGGCCAGCCAGAUGCCUGUGGGAAACAUGCAAGCAGGACCUGAGCACGAGAGCCCUCUCCUCUCCUGUGAUUCCUAGAAACACUCGUACCUUGGAUCCCAAACGCCUUGGCUGCCAAACAAAUUGGCUGCCGAAUGAUUGAAACCCAUAAAUGAGUGUUCCGGUUUUCGAAUGUUCUUUGGGAAGCCAAAUGUCCGAUGGGGUUUCCAUGGCUUCCGAUUGGCUGCAGGAGCUUCCUGCAGCCAAUCAGAAGCCGUGCUUUGGUUUCCUCACGUUCUGGACGUCGAACAGACUUCCGGAACGGAUUCCGUUCGACUUCCAAGGUACAACUGUAUUUGGAAUCAUUACUGCCUCUGACUGUGGAGGCAGAGCACAGCUAUCCUGCCUAGUAGCCACUGAUAGUCCUAGCCUCCUUGAAACUGAGGAAGUAUAAGAAGUUGCAUUGUCUCACUAUCCAUCUGGAGGUGCAUGCUUUUAUUUAAACUAGGGUAGCCAUGUAUCCUACUGCACCAUAGGUGGGGAGCCUUCAUCCGACUAAAGUUCACAUUUCCUUAUGAGGAACAAACAAAGCACCUCUCUCCUCCAUCCAGACUAGCAAGAGUUCCAGGGCGCAUUGUCAGAGACUGGCAGGGGUCUGAAGAGUGUGUGGCAAAGGCCAGGGGCUGGGAGUGCAACUCAGAAGAGGGGACCAGCAAUUAAUGGGGUCAGGUGCCACCCACAAGGCAGGAGCCAGGCCCAUGGGAGGAGGAAGAGUCAGGGCAGUCUGAGACAGAGGAAGGCAAGCAGGAUGUGGUAGAGGAAGAGGAAACUAUUCAGACAAGGGAACAGCCGGUCGACUCCCCACCUAGAACCAAGAGGGGUUUGAAGAGGGAAGAGCAGCAAUGACUUCCAUGUAGGAGAAGUCUCAGUUUGUGGGCACAUAUAAGGGCAUAUAAGCCAAAGGAGGGGAGUGGACCCACUAUUUCUGCAACUGCUUCGCAGGAUCCAGACCUGUGGACAGCUGUCCAGAGCCUAAAAAUAUGGGUGCAUGUGUAUAUCUGGAGCACUGGGGGAGCUGCUGUAAGUGCUUCACUUGUCAAUAAAGAGACAGCUAUCAGAUGUGUGCCUUCCUUAGCUGGGACAGCAGGCCAUGAAAUGCAUUCCAGCCAGGUGAAAGCACUCUCAGGGACUGUGAACUGGAGUCAUUGAGAGGUGUGGCUAGUGAGGGUGUGUGGUUUAGGGAGAGAGUCCCAGGAGCUGGAUAGAAAGGUUUAGAGGGCCAUAUUUAGCUCCUGGGCCUGAAGUUCCCCACUCCUGUACUAUGAGAAGCAUAGCCUUGGUAUUUGAAGGCAUUCUUUCUGUUUCAAGGACAGUCCAGUUUACUUCCAGUUCAAAGAACCAUAAGAAGAGAGGAGGGGCCAGGGAUUGGUCUAAAGCAGGCUUCCUCAAAUUCGGCCCUCCAGAUGUUUUUGGCCUACAACUCCCAUGAUCCCUAGCUAGCAGGACCAGUGGUCAGGGAUGAUGGGAAUUGUAGUCUCAAAACAUCUGGAGGGCCAAGUCUGAGGAAGCCUGGCCUAAAGUCUCCUCUAGCAUCAGAAGAGCCCUGAGAAGCUAUCCCACAGCUUGAAACCCCAGGACCUGGAAGUGGAAAAUAGUAGCCCUUUACUGGCCAGAUGCAGCAUUCAGGGAGUAAGACUUCUGGCCAAUGAAUACCUAGCACAGGCUAUAAAGAUCUCCUAGUUGCUGAAGCAACUUGUGUGUUGUGCCUCAGCUGUAGGAUUACUGACCAUGUUCCUGAAACUCACCUCUAUGUCCCUCUCCAAGGUGCUGAUCUUGGUGCCUCACCUUCCUGUCUGCUUGGAACUCCUGGCUUCCCUUUUGCUUCCAUGUGGAUCAGACGCAUGGUAGCACUGGGCUGGGGCUGAUGAGAGCUGGAGAACAAAACACCUAGAAGGCACCCAGCUGGGGAAGGCAGUGCUAAAAUAUUCUGUUGCCACAGACCUUUCACACACUCCUUUCUGUCUCCAUACCAGCAACAUGUCAGAUCAUACGGCGCGGUCCAUUUUGUGGACACCUCACACAGCUUAGCCUCAAUAGCAGGAGGACCUAGACAACAUGAUGAGGAUCAGGGCCUGUGGCAGAAAAUCCAUAGGGUUUGUCCCUCCUAGUCAUUAAUUUGAGGCACAGUCAACCCACAGCGGUAAGGGAAAUAGCUCAGUGGUAGAGCAUCUGCUUGGCGUGCAGAAGGUCACAGGUUAAAUCGCUGGCACUUCUAGGUCAGGCUGGGGGAGAUUCCACUCUUGAAAUCCUUGAGAGCUGCUGCCAAUCAGUGUAGAUGAUACAGUGGUACCUCGGGUUACGAACUUAAUUCGUUCCAGAGGUCCAUUCUUAACCUGAGGCUUGCUUUCACUAAUGGGGCCUCCUGCUGCCAGCGCACCACCUGCGCACGAUUUCCGUUCUCAUCCUGGGGCAAAGUUCGCAACCCAGAGCAACUACUUCUGGGUUAGCGGAGUUCGUAACCUGAAGCGUUUGUAACCUGAGGUACCACUGUACUGAAUUAGAUGGCCCAAAGGUCUGAUUCAGUAUAAGUUAGCAUCCUAUUUAAUCACCCCUUAAUUGAAAACAUUGAGAACACUGUCAACACUGACUCCAGGGUUUCAGACCAAGGAGAAAUUGCUAGCCCUAACUAGAGAUGCCACUGGGGGUUGAACCUGGGCCUCUCUGCAUGCCAAGCAGCUGCUCUGCCACGGAUGACCUGUGGCCCUUCUUUUCCAAAGUGGGUUCAUUCCAGGCCAUGUUUGUAGCCACCACUGACAGCCGCGUUCUCUGAUUGGAUUCACCUCAACAGAACUGAGAGAAGCCUUCAAGGAGUUUGAUAAGGACAGGGAUGGCUACAUCAACUGUCGAGACCUGGGCAACUGCAUGCGCACCAUGGGCUACAUGCCAACGGAAAUGGAACUCAUUGAGCUCUCCCAGCAGAUCAACAUGAACCGUGAGUGCCAGUCACCUGCCAAGGGGGCAUCCCUCCUCCCUCCACAGUGCCACUCUCACUCCCGGUUAGGUUUUUCCAGUCUUCCGGGCAAUGUCUUCCUCAUCUCCCUUUGGUCUGCCUUUCUGCACAAGCACAACUCCCCAGGCCACUUCUAGACUAAGCUUAGGCUUGGCUGCUGUACUCCAUGCUCUGGCAAACUUCCAGACUGGAUUAUUCGAACUAGGGGUGUCGAAGAAAUCUGUAGAAAGUUGACCUGCGGUUGUAUCAAACUAAGUUCUGCUAGUAACAACAACAAUUUAUUAUUUAUAUGCUGCCCAUCUGACUAGGUUGCACUAGCCACUCUUCGCAGCUUCUAACAAUUUAAAACAGGCACCCUGAAACUCGGUCCUCCAGCUGUUUUGGGACUACAGUUCCCAUCAUCCGUGACCACUGGUCCUGGUAGCUAGGGAUAAUGGGAGUUACAGUGAGCUGAGCUUGAGGAUGCCUGAUUUAAAACAUCAAACCCACAAACAGGUCCUGAGCAUAAGAACAUUCUCCCGUCCUAUGAUUUGUAGCAACUGGUAUUCAGAAGCAUUACUGUCUCUGGCCAUGGAAGCACAGCAUAGCCAAGUAAGUCACAUCCAUCCAUUUCAACGGGUCUACUCUAAGUAGGACUCAGUUGGGUGCAGGCCGUGGAUGCAAUAUUCCCUUUUUUCACAGUCAGGAAUGGGACCCCUUCCUGUGGAUGCUUGGCAGUAUUUGAAAACAUGUUCCCCCUGAGUCCUCUCCAGGGUGAACAUAACUGGCUCUUUCUCCUUGCCCUGACAGGACUUGUUUUCCAUGCAGCUAACCAUCUUUGUUGCCCUUCCUCUGAACCCAUUGCAAUUUGUCUGUAUUCUUCUUAAAAUGGUGGUCAGUAUCUUACUGUACUCCCUCCUUGCUCUGUGUUCCUAGAGGGCGGCCACGUAGAUUUCGAUGACUUUGUGGAGCUGAUGGGACCAAAGCUUCUGGCAGAGACGGCAGACAUGAUUGGGGUCAAGGAGCUACGCGAUGCCUUCAGGGAGGUGAGAGCCAGAUUGUGCAGCCCCUUCAGUGUGUUGCAAACUAUCUACCCGUUCAAGGUGGUAUACAGCUUGGGAUCGGGAUACCUGAAAGAUCAUCUAGCUCCUUAUAUGCACAACCCAUCUCUGUACCCUGCAAAUGGAUCAGGCAUCUUGAUUCCCACACUAGCCAAUCAGAUGCAUGUGGAAGCUCACAGGCAGGGAAUACAGGUAAUUCCCUGAAGUGGGAUGAGGCCAAAGGGAGCUUAUCUAGCCCAGCAUUCUGUUAUCACAGUAGCCAACUAGAUGCCCUGACUGGAAGUCCAGAAGCAGGACCCGAGCACAGCAGGGACUCUUGUAAUUCCUAGUCACUUGUAAUUCCCAGCCACUGGUAUUCAGAAGCACACUGCCUCCAACAUACGUAGCCAUCAUGGCUCAUGGCCAUGGAGUGCCAUGGAUUUCUCCAAGGACCCCUCUAGACACUCCUUUUUUUAUGUGCAUUCAUGAUUUGUGCUCCUGGUGACAUCAGGGCAGUUAUGUGUGAUCCCACUCUCAAUACUUUUGCAAAAUUUUCAGGAUGCACAUAUAGCUUUGCUUUCAGUCAGUGCAUGUCCUAUAACUUCCUGCUGGAAGCCUGUAACUUUCCUUACCACAAAUGUUUGAGGAGCAUUUGUCCCACAUUUGUUGUGCUAUACUGCAAGGGUGCGUCCCAGAUGGCAAAAGUGCAGUAAUGGGGAAGCAUCUUGGAACAACUAAUAAAGCAGAAUUGCAUGUGGGCAGUCUAAUAUAAAUCAAAAUGUGAGUUUUAAUCUUCCUCUGUGCCCUCCUCCAGAUAUUGCUAGACUUCUCACCAUCCAGAACAUUUAGCAGAGCUUGGUGGGAGCUGGGGGAGGGUGGGGGUGGACAGGUUCCUCCCUACCUUUGCAAUGCACCUUUAAAGUGUUUUCCACAAAAGGCAGGAUAUAAAUAACUUAAAGCAAAAAGCAGAGAUACCAGUCUGGUUUCAAUCAGGUGAUGUUCUUGCCAGAGUGGCUCAAGAGGUGAGAAAGGACACUGGCAACUGUGGAGAUGAGAGGGGUGGGUCCUGAGAAAUCUGACCAGUUCCAUUCUAACAGUCCCUGACAUCUGUUGCUUCCUUGCAGUUCGACACAAACGGUGAUGGAGAGAUCAGCACCAAUGAACUACGAGAAGCAAUGAAGAAGCUGCUCGGGCAGCAAGUGGGGCACCGGGACAUAGAAGAUAUAAUAAGGGACGUCGACCUGAAUGGAGACGGACGAGUGGAUUUUGAAGGUGAGAGAGAGUGAGUGAGUGAGUGAGGAGUUUCUCACUAGACAAGUAGCAGAUCUGCUCCCGGUUCCAAUGAAGGGCAUGCCCAAUGUGAGUCAUGGACUAGCUGGACGCAGAGGAGUAGUAGCAGGCACCAGCUGGGUAACCCUCAAGGGAGUGCCCUCCUACUGCAACCAGCUGCCCUCCCCCCUGGUUUCCCAGGAUCAGAAGAGGCAUGAAGACGGUGGAGCAGAGAGAGACCUGUUGACUGAGUCUCAAAUUGCUUGAGAAGGACCCAGGGGAGGAGGAGCCUGAGGCAUCUAUGGGAAGGCAGGGACCUUCAGUCCUCACAAUCUUGCCUCAUUGGGGCAAGAUCUACCAGGAAGAGUUGCUGUGCUCGUUAAGUCUGGCCUCCUGAGCUAUUUGUUUCUUUGAAUAAAGAGUCAGCUUCACUGUGAGUUAUUACUGACCUGCUCCUGGCACUCACCCGACAAUACGUCCCGUCAGGAAUUGUCCUUGCAGGAAACAUUGGAGGCAGGCAAAAGCACUCAAUAACGGUGUGGAGCAGGGCCUUAGGGAUAGUCCUGAGGGCCAGAAAGAGAGGCUUGGAGGGCCACAUCCUGGAUAUUUGUGGCCAGGCUACCUCUGCCCAUUGAGGAUCUCCUAAACAUGUGAAAAGUGUUUCAUGCCAUGGACAUUUGGACCUCCAACAGGAAGCCUGGAUCUAACAAUAAAACACACAUACAGUGUAAACCUGAUCCUUAAGGGGGCAUGCAACCCCCUACAGAAAGGGCCAAAUCCACUCCCUGGUCAGGAAAACCGUUCUUCCAUAGAACCUCCUUUAGCUUUUUGGCUCUCAUCCAUCUGUGACCAAUCUCAACUGAGUCAGUUCAUAAUGUCAACAUUUCUAAGAAGCUGCUAUCUAGAAGCUGGUGAAGACCAAAGAAAGAUAUAUUUUUUUUAAAAAAUUAAAUGUCCUGAAUAAUAUUCAGUGCUUGAAGCAGCAGGUGAUUGAUUAUUCAUUAUCACUAUUCCUGCACAGCCCUCAGAUCAUCUAGUACUUUACAGUUGCCUUCUCCAACCUGAUGGCCUCCAGAUGUCUUGAACUGCAACUUCUGUUAGACCCUAGUAUGGCCAUUUGAUACUGGGGUUGGUAAGAGCACACACUGUGCUGACUGGGGCUGAUGGGAGCUGUAGGCUGAAAUAUAUGGAGGGCAUCAGGUUGGCGGAGGCUGGUGUAGGCAGUGGUGGUUGGGGGACUGGUAGGGCCAACAGUAGGUGGCACCAGAGCCUAUGAUAGUUAAGUACCGUAUUUUUCGCUCUAUAACACGCACCAGACCAUAACACGCACAUAGUUUUUAGAGGAGGAAAACAAGAAAAAAAAUAUUCUAAACGAAAUAGUGGAUAUAUGAUUUUUGUGGUUCAUGCUGUGGCCACAGACAUGUGAUCUGACAGUGAGUUUGGAGUAGCCCAAUGCAAAAAUCCUGAGGAUCCAUGUGGAUCCAUGCUUUGUAACCACGGAGGAGGGAAGGAAGGGGAACCAUGGAUCCUCUGCUCAUGACUGCAGCAGAUCCCCCCCCGCCACCCACAGGCAUUCACUCCAUAACACGCACAGACAUUUCCCCUUACUUUCUAGGAGGAAAAAAGUGAGUGUUAUGGUGCAAAAAAUACGGUAAUUCUAGUUUUGUCCCCCUGCUGAGUUCUACAAGGGGCAACACUGAGACUAAGGAGGAGGAGGAAGCUGACAAACAGGGCCACCACCUGGCUUAGUUGCAAGAAGGCAGGCAGCUCGAAGAAUGUCUGGGCAGACUGAGACUAGCAAAGCAGUGCCUUACUUGCCCUAAUCGACCAGUAUCCUGACUCAGUAUAAGGCCACUUUCUACGCACCUUCUCUAUUGUCACAUCCGUACCAUAAGUUUAAAGCAAAUGACACCCCCAGAGAAUCCUGGGAACUGUAGUUUGUUAGGAGUGCUGGAAAUUGCAGCACUGUGAAGGAUAGGGCUGGGCGAAAACUGGUUUUCAACACUGAUUUAUCACCAGCUAACGGUGCUGUGAGUUAAACCACAGAGCCUAGAACUUGCCGAUCAGAAGGUCAGCAGUUCGAAUCCCUGUGACGGGGUGAGCUCCUGUUGCUCAGUCCCAGCUCCUGCCAACCUAGCAUUUCGAAAGCACGUCAAAGUGCAAGUAGAUAAAUAGGUACCGCUCCAGCGGAAAGGUAAACGCGCUUCCGUGCACUGCUCUGGUUUCGCCAGAAGCGGCUUAGUCAUGCUGGCCACAUGACCCGGAAGCUGUACGCCGGCUCCCUCGGCCAAUAAAGCGAGAUGAGCGCCACAACCCCAGAGUUGGCCACGACUGGAUCUAAUGGUCAAGGGUUCCUUUAUCUUUACCUAACAUUGUGAUAUAUCAAUAUAUCAUGAUGUCUGAAAUAAAGAUGGAGACAUGUAGAGGCUUCAUGGUUUUUCCUGCUUUGUGAUUUUUGCUGGUGCCUGCUCUUGUGAUUCGAUGCCUGCUGCAGGAAUCAGGGGAGAACUGAGCCAACAGAGUUAACAGGGGCUGCAGGAAUCGAGAGAAGCAUUGGCUGGCUUCAGAAUUUCCCCCACACUGUGAUUUUUGCAUAGCAUGCAUGCACAUCAUGAUUUGCAAUAUAUUGCCAGGUCAAAAAUUAUGGAACUGAUAUCACAAUAUGGACUUCAAACCAGUUUUGGAUGACAUAUCGCGUCAUCCUAGUGAGGGAUGCACUAUGGUUCCCAGUAUUAUUGAGGAAAGCUAGGACUGUUGAAGUGCUACAUAAAUGUGUUUUAAACGUAUGAUGUGGAUCUUUUUUCCUUUUACUCUUUCCUUCUUGCCUGCAGAGUUUGUCAGGAUGAUGUCCCGCUGAGUAUGGUUCUUGGGCUGAAAACGAAUCAGCAGCUGAGGGAAGACGAGGACCUGAAUGGAGCGCCCAGCCCCAAUGUUCCUAUGCAAAGGCUGACGCACUGGCUGUGCUCGAGACAGUGCGAGACGCCAACCUGCCUCUCUGACCCAAAGUGGCCCUGAUGCUCCUUCACCCUUCCACACUGUGAAAAAAGACGAUCUCCAGCAACUGGAAGCGUUCCUGGGUGACGCUGGGCUCCAGGACCAGCCACGUUUGCAAGCGAAGGUGACAACUCUUUCCCUGCCUUGACUCUUCCGGCAAGCACUGCAAAGGUGAAAGAGAAGGAAGGGGUUCUCUCAAACUGGUGGCUUAUGGCAAAAAGCCACCUGGGAUUGGUGCCUGCCACGGAUUGCACUCUUUUCCUUGGUGAACUGACUGUGUAUUGGCCUCAUGCCUCCUUGUGUUGUUAAUCAUCUGUGUUGAGUUAUUUAUAGCCUCCCUGGAAUGUUCUUGUGUCUCCCUGCGGUUAUGUUAAUGAGAGCAAAUAUACCUUUGAAAUGCAAAACAUAAAUAACAAGAGCAAGA
Molecule: messenger RNA, 74667 nt
Organism: Podarcis lilfordi (Lilford's wall lizard)
Lineage: Eukaryota; Metazoa; Chordata; Lepidosauria; Squamata; Lacertidae
Source: the annotation of a GenBank genome assembly